Porites lobata is the source of this 71954-nucleotide messenger RNA. The record is from the annotation of a GenBank genome assembly. NCBI's taxonomy places the organism in Eukaryota, Metazoa, Cnidaria, Anthozoa, Scleractinia, Poritidae.
UCUUCAUAAACAAGAUGGCGGAUGAAACAGUGGAUGAGAACGAAAAGAAGGAAGAUGGUUUUACCAGGGUUUCUGCAAAGAAUAAUACACGAAAAAGAUUUGUUGGAACUAAGUCAAUUGUGGGGAAGAAAUCAGAUACGCUUGCAGGUAUUUUUUUUGGGUAAACAGUGAAGCUAACUAUUUGAAAUCAUGCUAUGUGUACGGGCAUGAUGUUCAUCACGUCCACAUGGUUGUACAUGUAUAACAUGGUGUAACUGUGGACUCCUCUGAUACAUUUUUCAGAACAAGGCUGCGCUCUGAUAAAAAUUGAAGGGAGCCCAGUGCUCUCAACUUGUGAAAUCUAGGGGGUACAAUUUUUUCCUAUGUGUUUUAAUGAAACUUUUAAUUUAAGAUACAUUAUUAUUCAUUUAAAAUAUUUCCCCAAUUCUGAUUGGCUAAAGGCACACGCAUAAUUCACCAUAACCAGUUACUGAUGACCAAAUUUGGAAGAAUUUUGUGUUUAACGAGGAAGUGACGUCAAAAAUGCAGCCUUCUACAGGUUAAUGCACCGUCAACCAAGAAGACCUGUAAAAACUAAAAUGGCGGACUCUUCACUUGUUUCAAGACUAAGAACUACAGCUGGAACUAGGCGAAAUAAUGGCUAAAAACAUAACAAAAACAGCAAGAAGACAACUUGGAGAGCGACAUCUGCUAUUUGGAGAAUAUUUGCGGAGGUGGACAACCUAAACGUAAACUAUCGAAGAUAAACUUAACAUCGAUGCAGGUAAGCUUGUUUUAGCUAUGUUUCUAAACUAGGAAUUUUUUUGAAUGAAUAAUACAACAAUUUAUUGAAUUCAGGUUUUGUAUCUUAUGAAGAAUUAUGGAGAUCUCAGAGGGUGUUAUCCGCCUCGGCCCAUGGCCUCGAUGGAUAACACCCUCCUCGAUCUCCAUAAUUCUUCAUAAGAUACUCAGCCUCAUUCAUUAAUUGUUAAAUAAUUGAUUUUAACACUCAAACACCAUAUUCUCACAAACUAAAAAUGUCCACAAGAAUGACUUUUAAACUGUGUUAUAAGAAUGAGAUAUUGUGGCAGAUAAUUCUUUUGGAAACGGGUAACCCCUUUAAAUUCAGCGUCACAGGGAAUCCAGUUUUAGCUGUGGAGAGUUCCUGUGCUUUUUCCCUGUUGCUUCCUUAUUUUGAAACGGCUAGAGAUUUUACCACAGGUUUACCAGGUAAACUGAUGGAGGGGUAGCAGGGCAUAAGAGGUAGAGGGAUAGGGUUCUUUAUUUGUUUGAGAGGUAUUUUGGGGGUUACAUUUUUGUGGUGUUUAACAGUUACUUGGAGGGUGGGGUUAAAUUUUUUGUUGGACUUCUUCAAAUCCUAAAAAAACAAACCCCCUACUUUAAUUUAAAACACCUCUAAAAUAGGGAGAGCUCCUUACAGUUUUUUCACUGUGCAACAGGUGUUUUUUUAUUGAAAUGUUUUACUGCUAAGGGACAAAUGCAAUAUGCAUACGCUUAACAAAAUAUCUUUGACAUUUACAAAUGAGUCAUUCUUAUUUUUUUAUUGCAACUGGUCACACUUCAUCUUCAUGUCAUAAUUCAUAAAUUUGAUUUUUCAUACAUAUACUGCAUUACUGUAACUUUUCAAAUUGAUAUUAAUAUUAUCCCAGUUUCUAUAGCAGUUGCUAAGUUGUGUUAUUUUGCUUAGUGAUAUAGGUAGACUUUCGGGCAAAAAAAAAUGAUUUGCUCCUGCAACCACCUAAUCUAAGUUGUUACCUUCCUUUAAUAAGGUCAUUGCCAAGGAAUGUUUCAUUAAUUUUUUUUUUCAGAGAUUGGCACAAAUAUCAAGAGAGUUGUAAGGCAGAUUCCAGAGGAAAUUCUAAAUAAUGCAGAUUUGCAGGAUGCCAUUAGACAGGUGAAUAUUAGUGGAAUACUCUAUUUAAAAUACAUGUGUACACAUGUAAAUGCUUUUAAAUGGUACAGUCAAGACAUCAAAUCAGAUACUAUAGUAUAUUGAAUUUUGUGAUGUGUGGAGCAGUCCAGAAGUUGCAUUGUGUACCACUGUGUGAUCAGUACCUAAGAAAUUUGAUGUUUGAAUUUAUUAUUUUUGUUUUCUUCUAAUAUCUGAGUUGCAGGGCAUUAGUAUUAACUCUUUUUAUUGCCAGACACCAUUGGAACCAUCAGGGCUGUGUGCUAACAGUGCCUGAUAGCCCCUACCUAAUACUUCCUCUUUGCUCUCAGACUGAUUAUCAUAAGAAUUUAAUUUCCUAUAAAGCUUUCAGUUCUUUGUAACUCUCUAGACAACAACACAGGAGCCUCUGAGAACAUCUCUAAAAUUGACUCAUAAUUAAGACUUACAUUUUAAGUUAUUUGUGACAUGUACAUAAAUAGAUGUUAGGAAUUUUUAGGAUUUCUGCUUUUCUUGUAAAUGUAAAGUAAGAUUUGUAAUUUGUGGGUUGUUAGGUUCUUACUAAUAGGUUUUGAUGUAAUUUAUGUGAGAUUGGUAAUUAUUUGUAAUUAUGAAUUUUUACUUUUGAGAUAAUUGUGAAAUAUAGUUUUCCUUACAACCACACAUGCUUAGCUUACAUGUAGCUAUUGUUUUAUCAUGUUUGCAUAAAUGCUAUUCUUCUUCUUAUUGUUAUUAUUAUUAUUUUAAAUUGCAAGGUGUUUGUAGUGUGAGAGUUUACUGUAAUGUAGAUUGUUAAAAUAUUUGAAAUUCUUCUUCUUCAGUUACCCCCAAACUACAAUUUUGAAAUCUUCAAGACUGUUUGGAGGAUCAAAGAAACAAGCUCUAAAAGAGGUAAAAAGAUAUAAUCAAGUCUCUUGUACUCUGUAUAAUCAGCGUGCAAAGAAAUUAGUGUCCGAUAACCUGGGGCUAGUGGAUUUUGCUAUUGGGCAAGUGAAUUCUUUUCUUAACCUGCCUGAUGAGAAAGUGAAGGUUUUUGAGGAAUUCAAAUUACAGAAGAACUGUGAAAUCAAUUCUGCCCAUCAAAAUGUUUUUGGGGCUAGUUGAAAUGACAUUUGGGCUAGUAAAUGCUAGCUUCAGCUUGCCCGAAUGGCAAGCUUUAAAAAUGACUUUCUUUGCACCCUGAAAAUAUUGUGUGACUAACAUGAUGAUAGAAGAUCAGCCUGACUGUAGAUAUGAAUAAGAGAUCUUUACAAAAUUCUGACUGGCCAAUCACACACAGACUACUGCAACAGGGAGGUGGAGGGGACCAUUUAUUUUUAGUUAUUAUUUGGGAAGGGAUGUGGUUUCUUGUCUCUUUAAGCAGAAAAUAAUCUGUGUUAACUGAAGACUGGCUUCCUAAAAUAAUGUUAUUUUAACUUUGGUUUCUGGAGUUGUAUUUUCAAGAAUGAUAAUAGGGACCCAGCAAACUACGAUAGAAAAAGCAACUGGAACUUCAAAAAAGCAAUAGGUUUACGGUGUAGUGAGCAAACUUACAACUCUGCACGUGCAUUAUGCUUUUUUGCAAAUCUCUUUGCCAUCCCUGCACAUGAAAUGGUCAAAUCGUUUGUUCUCUUGAAAAUGGGAACAGGAAGACAAUAAAUUCUACCAUCUCUUUCUGAACUUGGGGGCAUUUCCCUCUCCUCAGUUCCAACAUAAAUUCCCUUCUUUUAAGUAAGUGAGCAACUUAGGACAAUCGCAAAAAAGUUUGUAAGGAUGCAAAGUCUAUUUUUCAUCGGCGUUUUCAUGGACGUGGCCAUUGUUGGAUCAUUAAAACAUCAUAACAUGCAGUUAAUGGAACAGAAUGCAUAAGGGGGCAAUUGGAUUGAAGUUUGUAGUGUGAUUAUUUAUUCUAUGAAUGUGCUCUAUUCUUUUAGCCCUAAAGAAAAAGAGGUUUCCAUGGCUAGACGUAUCUUAAUGUAGUACAUGCUUGUCUACAAAUUGUAAAAUUCGAAAAUAAGGCCCUGGAUUUGUCCAUAAGCCCCUUUUAAAAAAAACCUCUGUUAAAUUUAUAAGGCCAGUUGUUUAUUUUUGCCCUCAAAUACAAAGUAAAACAAAGCAAAAUCUGUAUUUACUGUAUUGGUUGAACUUUUGAUACCUGUCUUGAUAUAACUGCUGUAAGCCCCACAAAAGGGCCUUUGAAAAAUAUAAGUCAUUCAUUAUUUUUGGAAUCAGUAAUUGCAAAAAAGAAAAUGGACAGUUUCAAAAUAUUUUUACCCCAGUCGUUUAUUUUCAUAGAUAGAAGAUAGUUUAUAAAAAUACACCACAUUUUUGUAUUGGUUGAACUUGGAUACCUGUCUUGAUAUAAAAUGCUGUGGCUUGUCACACCAGUGGUCAUUGUUUGUCAGCUUGCCAAAAGAAAAACUUUCAAAAUGUUUGCCUUCCUCUUUUCCUCCCUCCAGCCUGUGCAGUCCUGGGGGGAUGAGAAAGGAUCUGCCAAUAUUCUUGUCUUACCCCUCCCCUAGUUGAGCAGUAAGUUCCAUGAAGUUGCCCUACCUGCCAUUGGGCUGUCCAUUUAUUUUGACUGUAUGCCUCAUUUUGUUCCAUGACUUUUCAUGAGGAUUUUAAAGUGGAUAGUGGAGUGCAGGGUGCAAAGAAAGUCAUUUUUACAGCUUGCCAUUCGGGCAAGCUGAAGCUAGCAUACUAGCCCAAACAUUAUUUCAACUAGCCCCCCAAAUUUUUUGAUGAGCAGAAUUGAUUUCACAGUUCUUCUGUAAGUUAAAUUCCUCUAAAUACUUCACUUGCCUGUCAGGCAAGUUAAGAACAGAAUUCACGAGCCUGAUAGCAAAAUCCACCAGCCCCAGGCUAUCAGGCACUACUUUCUUUGCACACUGCAAGUGACAUUAAAAACAGAAUUCACCAGCCUGAUAGCAAAAUCCCCUUGUCCUGGGCUAUCACAUGCGAAUUUCUUUGCACAUUAAAAUAUGGCAUUUAAAUGUUCUUUUGUGUUUUCUGCACUAAAACAUUGAAAAUAAUAAUCAACAGUGCAUUGAAUCAAUUAUAGUUUGAUGUGAUCUUACACUGUAUCUCACUACCACUUGUUCUUUUGUAUUGUUUUAGUGGCAUUACAGUUCCCAGAAGGACUUCUCAUGUUUGCUUGUACAAUAGCUGACAUCUUGGAAAGGUACAUUGUAUGGUUGACUUCCAUCAUUUUGCCCCCAAUUCUUGAUACACUUUUUAAAUUGUUAACACCAAAGAAGGGAGAGUAUUUUACAGCUGUAGCAGGGUGGAGAUUUACCAGUAUCAGUGAAACUGUGAAGAACCCUCGAAGUAGCCAGAUUUCUUUGCUUGACUCCCUUCGCACGUUUAGAGAAAGUACCAUGAAUGAAGUUUCCAUCUUGGAUUAUUCGUUUACCUUUGUUCCUGUUGCUCAACAAGUUUUGUUUCUUUGUGAAAGUCGCAUUAAUUUCCUUCAUUUUUGAACUGUUACCCCGUCUUUCGCGUUAAUUUCACUUAUUCGAAAGUCGUUUUUUAUUAAAUUCGUGUUCAUUUUAGUCGCGUUAAUUUCCAAUACCUUAAUUUCAUGGAGUGUUAAUUUCCUUUAAUAAGGUAUAAUCCUUAUUCAUUAAGAGCCUGUUUACAUGGAAGUGUGUGACUCCAGGUAGGUGAGGUAGCCUGCUUAGGUGGGGUUACCCGCCUGUCGAUAUAAUCUCUCACUUUAAUUUGAUCAUGUUUACAUGAUAGGUGGGGUGACCCGCCAAGGCGGGUAGCCUGGUCUACCACACCAGGUAACCCUCUCAGCUAGAGUCAAAUUUUGCCAUGUUAAACGUUUCAAGGUGGGGUGACCCGCCUAGCCGGGGUCGGAUUCAUGAUACAUCAAAUUCAUGCAAAAUUCACUUUGGUGGUGGCUUUGCAUCAUUAUCAAAGGUAACAAUAGAAAGCCAAAGCACUGAGGGUUGCAGCAAGAGCAACAGGUGAGUGUAGAAGAGCAAUAAUCGUCACCAAAACACGUGGUUUGCCAGUAUUUUUUUUGUUUACAGUGUACGUAUUUAGCGACAAUUCAAUAAUCUUGAAAAAGUGCACCCUGGGAUGGAGGAGUUGUAAGAGAUUGCAUGUAAACGAGGGUUACUUUUUACCCCAGCUAAGCAGGUUACCUCACCUACCUGGGGUCCCCCACCUCCAUGUAAACAGUCCUUAAGUGGAUACAGGGGAUAGUUGCAUUCUGUGUUUCACAGUCAGUCUCUUGUUGUGUUUAGAUUCACAGAGUGUGAUACUGUUAUUAUGGGAGAUGUCACUUAUGGGGCUUGUUGUGUUGAUGACUUCACUGCUAGAGCUCUUGGUUGUGAUUUGAUGGUUCAUUAUGGCCACAGCUGUUUAGGUAAGGACCUGUAUAAUUAAUUAAUUAUAAUAAUUAUAAUUAAUUUUAUCAUCAAAGUUGGACUUACAAUAGCGACCAAAGCAGAGGCGGAGUCAAAAAAGGCAUAAUUUAAAAACAAACAAUGAAAAAGAUAUUAUUUGAAGUUCAAAAUUUUCAGGAAGUUAAAUUUUCAAAAACACACACAUAGAUUUUUUUCAAACUUUGCCAAGGUAAACUGCCUAAAGUAUUCAAUCAAUCAAUCAAAGAGUAUACCGUAAAAUUCCGAAAAUAAGCCCCGGGGCUUAUAUUUUUCAAAGGCCCUUUUUGAGGGGCUUAUUUUUGGAGGGGCUUAUAUUCGGAGGGGCGUAUGUACGGAGGGAAAUUUGCGUUUCAAAAUCGAAUGGGCUACCCUUUUAUUUGGGAGUAAAUUUACCGUGUUUGCUUUGUUUUACUUUGUAUUUGAGGGCAAUUUUCCAAGUACAAGCCCCCGGGAGGCUUAUAUUUGGAGGGGCGAUUUAACGGAGGGUUUUUUGCGUUACCGGUUUGGGGGGCUUAUAUUUGGAGGGGCUUAUACAUGGAGGGGCUUAUUUUCGGAAUUUUACGGUAAUUCAUUUAACUUUGAAUUAUUUGAUAGCAAAAUUCAGUGCUAAUAUCUCUGAAGAAAAUUAGCUCACUAGAGGAUUCUAGCAGAAUAUUACUAGAUGUUGAGAAAAUUCCCAGUUAUCAUGUCAUCGCUAUUCUGUUACUAUGGAUGUGGUGAUGAAACCAAACGUAAUUAUCAAUGCUUGAUAGACAGGUUGUUUCAUUUUGAGGCUUUUCCGUACAUGCACUACAGCCAAAAUUACAGGGCAUCAAACACGAAGGAUAAGUCCUUGAAAAAUAGGUGCGAGCCUCCUUAAUUGUUUCGGAAAGAAAUUAACCGUUUGCCUCAGAAAAGUAGAGCUGUCACUGAGAUUUCAAGUUACCAGUAAAUCGGUGGGGAGUGAAAGACCUGGGGAUUUCUUUUGGUUCUAUUUUUCUUUUAUUUUCCUAUGAAAGUAGCCGCGUGUGUUCAUUGUAACCGGGGGAAAUCUUCCGCUCUCCGGCCUUUAGUGACCGCCUUGUGAUAAGCCAAAAUGUCAACCAUUGACCGUAUACUGUUAACUGCCGCUUAUACGUCUUAAUUAGUGGUUUUGGGAGGGUUUAUUAACGGAGAGGCUUAUAUCUGAAGGGGCUUUUCAAGGGACUGUGUCACGGCUGUCUAGUUCUUUUGUUAUUUUGCCAGUUACUCUUCCUUAUUUAAGGAACAAAUUACUUCUGAGCAACAAAAUCAGAGCUUCCCAAGAAUUAUAUCAAACGUUACGAAUGACAAAAAUGAAGUUUGAAAGACUGUUAGUCUAACACGUUUUCAGAAACCCACAAUUUGAAUCCGUCAUAAUCUUCUUCAAGUUUGUCCAUCCGUACCUACUUUUGUAUUUGCUGUGUUAUUAAUACCUCCUUUUAAUGUUUUUGAAGGAUUAUUUUUAUGUUUUACUCAAUCUGCUGGCAGUUCCUACUGUCAGAAUUUUGAUAAAAUUCGUGACACAGCUCCUUUAACUGGAAUAGAAAAAGCACUUCAAAACAAGCUAUAAUAGCAGUACUGAUCAAAAUGCAUUUAAGCCUGGUUUUUAUCUGUCGGGGAAAUCCCAGACGAUCGCGGAUUUUACUGUUUCCCGAUUGUUUCAGAUUUUGCCGACUAAUGAAAACUCGAAAUCGUAGAUAUCCCAGAUCGUUUAGGAUGGACGGGGACAAAUCUGGAGAAUCGGGAGCUUUUUUAUUUUCCCGACGCGUCCCAGUUUUAUGCGAUGGUCGGCGAUCAUUCCCGUCAAAUGAAAACUCAAAUUUGUACCGUCGGGGACGUCGGCGAUGGAUUUCGCUCAUUAGAGAGUUUUAGAUCCGAGUUUACAACGAACCUCUAACCGCUGGAGGUCACGUGACAAGUCUUUCGCGUCACGUUUGAGGUUUACGACGUGCGUUUUAAACGUGGGGAGGUAGGUUUUCACGUAGGUCAUUUACCUGAAAGCUUUUAGCGUAUAAUUCUUGUUUUAUCUCACGUAAUGAUACAAAAAUCGUGUGGAGCAAGUCUUCAUCCAUUAACAGAGGCACAAAUUCGGGCGAAAUGCUAAAUUUGAUAAAUCCUAUUGGAUCUUGAAAACAAGUGCCAUUCAUGGCUGCUGAUUCAAAAUGACGGCCGUAAAUUUGCAAGAAGAACUAAUGUAAGAAUUUACAGUUCGUUGCUGCUAGAUAACCCAGUGUUACCGUAAAUUUCUUUUAUUUUCACUGAUUGAUAUUUCUUGUAUUUCUAAAUGGAAAAAUAAACCAGAAUCCACUUGUUUAAUCCACUGCCAAUCUAAAUCGAAUUAUGUUUGAACGGUGAACCGCAAACCGCGGUUAGAGGUUCGCGGUAAACUCCGAUCUAAAACUCUCUAUUACCAAUCCUACCAAUCCCCUAAAUUGCUGGGCUUCAGUUCCCCUAUCACGCAAGUUUCAAUUUUUGGCCCACUUUCCAUUUCCGGCCAAAUUCAUUGUGAGAAUCGAGAGACAGAAUUAUGGCGAAUAUCUGAACGGCUACGUGACGAGCUUCGAGAGUUCGAGAGUUCGAGUUCGAGCUUCGAGACGCGACGAUCGAGUCUCGAGUUUCGAGCUUCGAGAGUCAACUUACUUUUGAGCGGUACUGUAUCUGGGACGGUCGGCAAAAUGUAAUAUCCCCGAUCGUCUGGGAUUUUCCCGACAUAUGAAAACCAGGUUUUCUAGUAUACCACCACCACAUUGAGACCGUAUGGAUGGCUAAGAACGUUUGCUGCUCCCUUGGCGGGGGCGGUACUCCCCUAUAAAAGUGACGGGGGUGCUCGUCGGAAAAUUUCGAGAACAUCCCUAAAAGGCCGUACCAGAAUCUUGUUUUAAGGGCGUGUCCCAAAUUCAUCUCCACCCCGAAGAGGUACUAAUUCAACAACAACAAAUAAUAUAAUUGGUACUGCAAAUUUUAAUAGUAAUAAAGAUAGCUUUCGAAAACUUUCUUAUCAAGGCUUUUUUGAAAGUAUUGUGAUAAAUCUUCUCCUUAUAAAGCAUAUCAACUCUGGCAGCAGUCAUUUUAGGUUUUAGCACCCUAAGCGGUACCAGUCCACAAACUUAAACCCCUAAAAGGUACGACGAGCACCCCCAUCUCUUUUAUAGGGGAGUACCCCCCCCCCCCGGGUUGCUGCUCUGGUUAUUUGGAAAGCUGUAAUCAAGAGUAACUAUUUCUGUUAAUACCUUUACAGUUCCCAUCGACUCUACAAAAGGAAUCAAGAUGCUGUACGUAUUUGUGGAUAUCAAACUGGACGCUACACACUUUGUUGAUACUGUCAGGCAUAAUUUUGAAGUUGGUUCUUCUCUGGCGUUAGUGAGCACGAUUCAAUUUGUGGCAACUCUUCAAGUAUGUAAAUGUUUUAUACGUAUCUACAAUGUGAAAUUUUUCUGAUGGACUGUAGUUAUCAGUCCUCCAUUGUUCGUUUCUCUCUUGGCCUGUACUGCAUGCAAGAGAGAUUGAUUCAGGCGCUAGGCAAUGGCACACUACGAGAAGCUCGCCCUCGUUUCUCGCAGCUUGCAGCUUUCUCGCUCGCUACGCGCGUGUUGCGCUUGCUACCCGCCAUUAACUUUGAAGAAAAAUAUUACACUACACUUAUCUUAGUGUCAGCAGUGUCAGCUCGUGUACUGACUCUUUUAUUUGUACGCUCUUCAUUCUCUCAUCUCCUUCUCGCUCACGUAUUUUUAAUAAACAAGAAGAUCAGGAAAGCUUUUAAGCUCUUAAGGUGGAUAGCUUGGAUGAAAAAAUCGGAGCUGUCCAACUUGAAACCACUGAAGCCCUUUUCUAUUAACCCAUUCCGCGUCAAAAAGCAAACACAUUCGCCGCGAGAUUAUUGUUAUAGUGGUAACUCUUCAGUUAAUUGCCGGCCGCAUUACGUAACAAAUUUACACAUGUAGUCAGUGUCAAAGAGUACUGCUGUUGAGUCUCUUUUUUGUGGUGGUUGUUAGAUUUGCUGUUUUAAGUGAGAAAAUCAAAUUUUUGUUAAGAAGAAAAGGGUAGUUUUUGCGAAGGAAACUGAAACUCAUUUAUUUUGUUGCUGUUAUUUGGAACUUCAAGGCCUUUGACAGCGUCAUUUUCUUUCGCAGACCUUUCGUGUUAGGUAAAAAAAAUUAGGUAUUUUUUUUAAUCGUUAGGUCAGUGAUUAGAUUUCUCUUCCGUAUAAAUAUGUUAUCUGUGAAUUUAGCCUUAAUUCUUUCAAAGUCUCCCUUUUGAGAUACUUGUGCUCAAAUGCCAAUUCUGCGUGAGUCUUAGCAAAAUGCGGCGUCAGUCGAUCAAGCUAAAUUUCAGGUUAUGUUAGCUCAUUGGCCAUUCUUCCAUGUGGGAAAAUAAAUACCACCGAAAAUGUCCAGUGAAUCUGCCUCCCAGCUGCCCAAGAUGUUUUGCCAUACUUACUGUUGACAAGAAAUAAGAACAGUAAACUUACCGCAAAAUAUUUGCUCGUCUCAUUGUAAAUCACCUACACAACGUGACAUUCUUUAACAGUGCUCCAUGGGAACUUAUCCUUUUUUAAUUCUAAGUAACUUUUUGACCAUCUUUUAAGCACAUAACUUGGACGAGAAAGUUAUUUUCUUGUAAUCUUUGAGGAAAUCUUUACCUGAUAAGGCGAGAACUUAAUGCACAGUGCUCCUCUGAUCGUUUUUUGAGAGUUUAUUGUAGGAAACGGUUUUACUAACAUUUCAAUGGAACACUGUUUGAAAUCCAAAUGGAAGAUGUUUAUUUCACAAUUUAUAGCGCAUUUUCUAUAGAAUAAACUGUUGCUUGUCUUUUGAGGAAAUUAACAAAUCGACCAAGGAAAAUCUUGGUAGAGGUGUGCCGCCGAGGCCUUCAAACCCCGACCCUGUCUAAGACAAAGAUUGCUCAUUUCGCUACCCUGUUUAAGACAGGAGACACUACUUUCUUACUCUGAUUUGUUUUAUUUUGCAUACAGAAUUAAGUACUUUUUCACACUAAAAUCGUGGAAAUAGAUAUUUAUGAAAAAAUAUUGGUAUUGCAAAUUUCACACUCUUUGAAAGGCCUCCAGUCCAAAAAGACACCCUGUUCAAGACACUGGUAAAAUUGUAUACCCAGUUUAAGACUCAAGACCUUGAAAGCCAUACCUUUUCCAGCGGCACAUACCCGUAUAGGCCGAAUAAGGGAGUGCCCCCCGGGAAAACAAGGUUUCACAAUGGACUUUAUUCGAUGAAAUUGCAUCCCAAGACGUAACUUUUGGUAGCAAGCUUUUUCAAGUUUACAAUAAGUAUUCGAUUCAUGCAUUCUAAGACGCAAUGAUUGGAUUGAUUCGCUAAUGGCUACUAUGAGACGUCUGAGACCAGAUUGCAUCGCCCUGUUUUAGAAUUCGUUUGAGGAUAUGGCGUUCCAUUUGAAUUUAAAGGGCCUUGUCCUGUAACAUAUUUCUAACAAUAUGAAAGAAACGUAUUCAACAAGCCGUUUUUAAGCAAAGUCUGCGAGGGGGAUUUUGGUACAGCUCAGGGCGGAUAUCUUUAAGCCAAUUUUGCCGCUAAAUUGCAAACGUGGGAGGAAUCUUCGAAUCUUCAUCUUCUUCGAUUUUCGUAUGACCUUGAAAAAUGGUUUCGGUAAGUGUUCGUUAUUUGUUUCAUCACCCAAUGGAUGAAAGAUUUUAAAACAUGGCCUCUUCGUUUUCCCGCCAAAGAAACCCUAAUAUGGAGAAGGCAUUGUUCGAUUGGCCAGUCAUGUUGCAGUAUGACGUCAAAGUUAAGUAUCGGUUGAUUUCUAGAAAGUUCUUCGGGCAUGAAAAGCGUUUGCUCAACCAAACAAAAGCCACCCACGUUUGUAUCCGUUCGAUAAACCAAUCAAAUCGCUCUAUUCCUGUUCGUUUGUUGUUCCUGGUUUGUUCGUGCGUUUUCACGUGAAGGUUUUACGUAAAUCGCUCUAUCCGUACCAAAAAGACGAUGUUUGUCUCAGCACCCAGUUGUUCCAAAACUCCCUGGAAAUUUCUCUGCCAAAAAAGGUGGAGAAAAUUUAUUUGUGGAAAACUCAACCUUUGCUUUGAUUAAGAGCUACUCUGAAACGUUCGCUCUGUCCUCUCACUGCCGGGCUUCGAUUGACUCUGGACUCACGCUUUCGUUUCUUUUCACACUGAUUUCCCGGUAGCUUAAUGGCUAAAGCUGUGGCUUCGACUGAUAUUUUUCUUCUCGAAUUUGCCGUUUGCAUCGAAAAUCCUUAUCUUCUACUAGUACAUUUACCUGCUUGAAUAAGACUAAAAAAGGCUGCACUACAAGUAGCCAAUGAACCCUCUCUUGUUUUAUAAUACCAUGUAUACUGUGAAUACUGUGAUUUUACACGUACUUUACAUUUUAACUGAAAAAGUGCCACUUGACAUGGUAUAGUCAUAAGUAGAUGUACUACAGAUGCAGAUGGCGAAACCAAGAAAGGACCUCUAAUCCAUUCCAAGUUGAGUGUAGGCUCUGUGAAUCCAGAACUAGUAACUAUUCAUCCGAACAUGCUAAAAAUCCAAUACUUUGGUCCUGUUUGUAGAGACCAAAAUUAAAAAGUACCAAAUAGUAACAUGUGGAAGAGAUUUUGGAAAAGCAAUCCUCCUAACCAAAAGGUUUUGGGACACCUCCUCUAAUCUUUUUCACAUGUAUGGAAUUUGUAGCUAACCCGUAUAAACACGGCUUUAACACGAUUUUUCACCCCCCUUCCUUUCCUGAACAAAGUUGAGGUCCUUAACAUGUGGAAGAAAUGUAAGAGGUGUUUGACUUUUCCCCCCGGCACUGUCCGGGUAGGGGUCAACUUGAACUGCAUACAUUUUCCUCACCUGAAAUACAAAGUGUCUCAAACGUUUUGACGAGGAUUGUACUUUUCUACACGGCUUGAGCGGUUGUCAUAAAACUUCGUUCCGCGCUCGUAAUCCGGAUAUAGUUUUUGACCUGAGACGAUACUAGUGUGUUGAAAAUGAUAGAGAAAACCACAUCCAGUCAUCAAGGAAGCAGAGUUUCUGGCCUUUUAAUGAAAAAAUUUAUUUCAUCUUAUUUUUACAAAUCCCUUAUUUAACCGCUUUUUAAAACCAAUUAAAGUUUUCUAGCUGCAUUUUAAGGCCGCUUGAAGGCUGUUUCUGCGUAUUACGGCUCUUAUUGGACUAAAAUAUAUCCCAUCGCUUUGAUGUGCUGCCCGCCAUUAUCUCCUUCGAGAGCUUCGUUGCCACACGUGUUGGAGUUAUCAUGGUGCCCUGCUUUUCCAAACCCGAUCCUGGAGUCACAGCUGCUACAAUCAUUCUCGUUGUUGCCAACGAUACCAAUUCUCGCUCUGCUACCACUACCACACAGUGUGUUGAAUCCUUCCUUGUUACAGUUGGGUUGUAAAGAGGCCCGAGACCCAAUGAGCUUCUUCCAAGUGUUACGGCCCAGUGAAGAAGCUCGGUAUUUGCCAUCUGCGAUCAGUGAAUACAGUGAUCUGGCUGGAUGAUUGAUGACAACAGACUUGAACUGCCGACCGAUCUUCAUUCCAAGACAGAUCUUGUUAAACGGUGUGUUCCAAUAUGUCGGUAACUUGGUCUCGUGAGUGUCCAACCCAGUCUUCCCUCCUGGAAGAUUGAAGUCGAAUUUGUUGCUCCAGAGGUUGGAAUUGUAGUGAAAGGUUCUCUGAGUGCGUUUAAAACAAAGGUUAGUUAAUCAUUUUGCUGGCGUCUCUGUUUGGGCAAUUAUGGUUUGAAAGCCAUGUGUCAUCGCCAAGUCUAUUACUGCUGUCAUUUCUUUUCUCAUGCUUUGUCGUAAUCUGAAUGUAUCAUUUCGUCACUAGCUUUCAACAUAUAAGCCCUGGACUUCUUGAAUUUCGUCUAGCAUCAUAAGUUCACCUUUUUAGGGGGAUUAAGCUUUUUUCGGACCGACAUAGUUACUAACUUUUGGAAACAUAUAUCUUAUACCUUUGAGCCAUCGAUCUUCAUGACCAGCGUCCAUCCACCUCCUCCGCAUGCGUCAAGUCCAUGCGUGGUCAUGUGACAAUAUACGGGAACCUUUAUAGACCCAACAUCCAGCAAGUAUGCUGUGUUUCCUUUGGACCUGGUCAAGCAUGCCACCAAAUUGGUUAAGUUAAUUUAGAACUACAUAGUUUGUCUUCUUUAAUUUGUACGGACGAAUUUUAAUGUGGAUUAUGUGUGGUUUUGAAUGUAAUGUUUUCGUUCCAGCCCGAAUCGUCGCAGCUGUAGACUGACUUUAAUGUCCACCUGAACAAACAUGCGACGCUAUGAUUCACGAAAUCACAGAAUGUUUGCAAUGUUUAUAUCAAAUUUCAGUGCCAAAAGGCUGAGAAUGCUCGAUAUGUAAUAUAUAGAUUUAGCCAGGGCUAAAAGCGAAGCUCUCAUUAAUAAGGUUAUACAUGUAAUUUAAUCCGCAAACAAUAAACUUGUAAUCCACAAAUCAGUUAACUUUAUUACACAUUCAUUAGACUUUUGAGGGAAAGGCUAAGAGUGAUUUAAGAUAAAAAUAAUUUGCAACAGUUCAAGAGUGAAAAAAAAUCUUACAUAGCGUUGAAUUAAUAAUCAGGUAGUCUUAUAUGUGCACCCCAAAAAAUAGUAUCCUUUUUCACAACACUCAAUUACUCGCGCUCAUUGUUAUUAAGAUAUGGGAAAAUUGAUCGAGCGCCCUUGAGGAGGUGGAAACUGUAAUCGAUUCCCGAUCCAAACACGAAUUUUCAGCAAAGAAAGGGCUGGGGAGGGUGGACCGUUCCACCUUCCUCCUUGGCGCUGAUCAGAGACUGAGCGGAGAGGGAGUGUUCAACAGCAUUUAUUAUUGCCCCUUGGGAUUCAGGGCCCCGUGCACCUGCAUACCCUUGUGCAUGAGACUUGUUAUUUUAAUGUUUUGGCUUCGCGCUUCGAUUUUGAGUAUUGUGAAUAGCAAUUAUCUUCGCUCACAUUAAACGUAAUGGCUCUUGAUCACAGUAGAUUAGGCCUGGAAAACACAUUCUUGGAAAACAAAAUCAGGCCGAAUUUUUUGCGUUCAACAAGUUUAUUUUACAAAAUCUUGCCAACAAAUCUAGUGGCGUGUAAACCAGCCUCUUAUACUUUUUAUACAUCACAUCUGAGGUAAACAGUACUAUGAGGCGCUGUUUUUGUCAUGCAGACCUCGGGAAUGCACAACAAAUUAUAGAAUUGACCACAUAAAAUGUUUCAAUGAAGAGAAUUCCAUAAUGUCUGGCCUGAGCAAUCUGCUCCUAUGUGGUAUACAGGGUAAUAAGGGGCUCUUAGCGCCAAAUUUCAAUGAACCUUAAGAGAGUGACGCUUCAACAUAAUACUAGAAUUCAUUAUGUUUAUUUUUCAUUAAGCGUUAUAAGCGUUUGAUACUCCUUGCUUUAUUAGCUUAAGUACUCCUGCAAGCGAUGUUUUUAUAAUGUAAGACUGAAAACAACCGUCACUUCGAUUAAAAUUGCAACACAGGCAGCCCAGACGUAGUAUGUGUCACUGAAUGAAUAUAUUAAUAUUCACAUGGACAAAUUAAUGCGAUGAGUCGUCGAAACUCCCAUGGACUAAAAUAGUCUAAAAGUCAAAAUAUAACAAAACAAAGCUUAGAUACCUUCAACUGAACGUAUCCUUGUCUUUCCUGGCCGGUUUAAGUGGUAUUUUGUUGAGUUUUGCAAUUUGUAGGUACUAUCCACUAAAGAAGAAUUAAAGGCUGGCUACAAAACAAACAGACCAUCUCCACGCGCCUUCACACGAAGCGCUAUAAAUUCGAGAAUAAUCGACGAAUCCGCUCCAAAUAACCAUCGGCUAAUCUGCAGGUAACGUGUGCUCCUGCUUCUGGCGCGCUUGCUCCACAAAACCCAUCGCAACUGCACCAUAAUUGCUCGCUCAUCAACAACCACUGCUGACCUUUACGCUUCGAUAUGACCGCAAACGACCAGGUUUAAUACGCGACGUGAAUAUUCAAGCUUAGCGACCGCGUUCGCACAACAAUGCAGCACUUGCUAUGGGAGGGAUGGUACCAUUGCUUCUAGGUCAAUCAAUCGGUAAAAUAAUAUUGAAGCCCUUGUAAUUUUAAAAAGAGCCAAUUUGCCCUAGGAACACCGAACAGAUACGAAUCUUAUAGCGGAGCUAAAAAAAAUGAGCGGCAGUGGAAAAAGUGAACAAAAACAUGUACCACAUUUUCUCCAUAAAAAGUGAAAACCAGGAAGUUUUCUGGACGUUUCACGUUGCAGUCAUGCAAAUCAACGGCAAGGAAAUGUACAAGAAAGUGUGCUACAAUUAGACCUAUUGUUGUUUUUCACAGUUCUGGUCAAGGGCAUCCAACUUUUAAUUUUUCACAUUUCACUCAACGGGUUAGGCUAUUUUUCGUAGAGAGUAAAAUGAAAUCCUAAAAUUUUCGGAUUAAAAAUUGUGAUGAAAGAAAGUAUCUGAAAAAUUAUCUCCUUCGUAAUACGUUAAAUUGCAUCUAAAAUUUUCGGGAAAAUAAUUCUGAAUUCCUCGUAAUUUCGAAAAGACUCAAGUUCCUCUAGAAUGGCCGAACACUGAGAUGCGAAUUUUAUAGCGCCACUUAGAAUGCAUUUCUAUAGAGCUAAAAGUACUUUAUGAAUAGCUACAAAAGUGUUUUCAAUUAAAAGUAUUUGAGGAAACAGUCGUUGGGUGGCCCUGUCUCGUUGCCUUCUCCGCUUAGCAUGACACGAUAUAUUUUAUAUUUAGUAUGAGCAAACUAUAAAUCAUUAGCUUCGCUUUUAGCCCUCCUGACUAAAUUUAUGUAAGCGCUGUUUAGAAUGCAUUUUUCGAUCAAAAGUACUCUGGACAGCCUUAAAUGUGUUUUCAAUGCAUUUAGGGGGAAAUCAUCGUUGGGUGCCCCUGAGUUUUGAGAAUAAUAAUAAUAAUAAUAAUAAUAAAAGAUAUCGCGCACAUAAAUUUUACUUUACGAUAUCUUCAGCUGUAUCUUCUAUUCAGCUGCAUAGCGGGGGCCAGAUUUUGCCUUUUUCCUGGGCGGAAAAUUCUCGUCCUCCUUCACCAGUUUGGACAACAUAUUAUGGAGAAGGACGUUGUUAAUCUAAGCAAAUAAGUCUGGUAGAGUCAAGAACCUUUGCAAGCGGCUGGACGAACAAUGUGACAGCAGCUCAGACAGCGAACGUUAAAAGAAUUCGAACUUGAAAACCAGGGCUGCCCUGUUGAAAACUUACGGACGGUCCCGCGAUCGCCUUUUGUUUUCUGGUAAAAACUAACGCAGCGAACCUUCGGUCAGUCGAUUGACCUAGAAGCAAUAGUACCAUCCCUCCCAUAGCAAGUGCUGCAUUGUUGCGCGAACGCGGUCGCUAAGCUUAAAUAUUCACGUCGCGUAUUAAACCUGGUCGUUUGCGGUCAUAUCGAAGCGUAAAGGUCAACAGUGGUUGUUGAUGAGCGAGCAAUUAUGGUGCAGUUGCGAUGGGUUUUGUGGAGCAAGCGCGCCAGAAGCAGGAGCACACGUUACCUGCAGAUUAGCCGAUGGUUAUUUGGAGCGGAUUCGUCGAUUAUUCUCGAAUUUAUAGCGCUUCGUGUGAAGGCGCGUGGAGAUGGUCUGUUUGUUUUGUAGCCAGCCUUUAAUUCUUCUUUAGUGGAUAGUACCUACAAUUGCAAAACUCAACAAAAUGCCACUUAAACCGGCCAGGAAAGACAAGGAUACGUUCAGUUGAUGGUAUCUUAGCUUUGUUUUGUUAUAUUUUGACUUUUGGACUAUUUUAGUCCAUGGGAGUUUCGACGACUCAUCGCAUUAAUUUGUCCAUGUGAAUAUUAAUAUAUUCAUUCAGUGACACAUACUACGUCUGGGCCGCCUGUGAUUGCAAGAGAGACUUCUAACAUAUAAAUAUAAUUCUAAAUAUAAUUCGGUGAAACAUUUACAGAGACAACAAUUUUCAUUCACGAAGACAAGUAUUGAGACUAAAGUGUCUCCAAAAAUCCUGAGUCAUGUAAGCAUAUAGGGUUAAAACGGUAAAAACCCAAGUCCGCCUGUGUUAGUUGCGUUUUAAGCCGACUUCCCCGUGUUUGCUAUUUUUCAAGAUGAACUCGAGGCAAGAAAACCAUUCAAAGCUUUCUUUUUAGAGACAAAAUUAUAGCUAGAUAUUCUUCGGAACGCUUUCUUUCCAUUUGCGGUUUAAUAGAAGAUAUCUAAAGGCUUUUUAAAGUUCUGUAACUAAAGAUUUUAUCAAACCUGAUCCUAGGUGAGAUUAUUGUCUCAAAUCUUACAAACGUGCAAAAACUAACCGCAUAAACAACGCUCGACUUUACAGUCUAAAAUCGGAAAAGAAACAAGCAAACAUCAAAUACAAUAAUUACUCAGGCUUACCAGUCGAGAUGCAGCUGCUAAAAGCCAUCAUCGCUUGAGACUUUUCAACCCUCUUACUUAUCAAGCAAGGUGAAAAACGAAAACGACGCCAUGUGAAAUCGGAUUUCCAAUCUUGGACAAGCGGCGCAUUUCUCAACCAAAAACCCAAUAAACAAACGAGCCAUGAAUAACAAAAGAAUCUUGGUGGCAGUUGUAUUUCAUUUUGUACAUCCAGUGGAAAAAGGUGGUUAAAAACAUCACAAGAUGACGACACAAAACUUUGUCAGCUUCAGCUAUCAAAGUAAACAAGUUUUCAGAUGCUGCAUAAACUCUCCGCAUGAACUCACCUGUCAAAUUUUGACCAAUCAGAACAUAAAAAUUGGACGUAGAGCGUGACCAACGCGUGUCCAUGGCGAGAAAAGUCAAAAGCAACUGCCUUCCUUGUUUUGCCCGUAAUAGCUGGCUGAAUUUUCGCGUCCGAGGUCAGAUUGAAAUCAAAAUUUUAAUAGUGCGGCUCAACUCAUUUCUUAUGCAUUUAAAAAAAUGAACUUGAGCCUGCGAUCAUUUGAAAACUAGUAAAUUGUCAGCGGAUAACAAAAAAUACUCGAUGGGUCGAUACUUGAGCCCGCGGUACGGUCAGGUGAUACUAGUCAGCGGAUACCCUGUUUUCCCAGCUCGAUUGAUCGUAACAAUAUCAGGUUGCAUCUGGGCUAGAAAGUGUGAGAUUAAACAUUGGUUACCCCGUGAUGCGGACGGACGGUCGGUCGUUCGUUCGUUCUGUGUACGGUCACGUGAUUACCAAAUUUUCUGGGACGGGUAGACAUACUUACCCCUGGUGCUCCGGUGGCGCGCGCUUCCCACGCGCGACAGCUCCGCUAUAACCCUACGUCUAGCGACUUAGGGAAAGAAUUGUGUUCUUUGGAAUUCAACCAUUUCGUAGUUUUGGUAACUCCCGUUGUGUGCCGGGAGUUAGGUUACCGGGUUCUUUUGUUGGAAUUAACACAAUUCAUUUGUUUGUAGAGUCUUAUAAUGUAUCGAAAAGUAAAGUUCGUUUCUAUCUCAAAAAGAGGAGUUUUUUUCUUUUUUCAAAAAGAGCAGUUAGUUAGGAUGUAGAGGGGACCGAGUUUUGAAGAGCUGACAUUUCAAACUUGACAUUCCGUCCGUCGCAAACAUUUCACACAGAAGAGGUAGACUUUCUUCUUUGCACAUGCUAUAAAGUGCCCUUUACAAUCUUUUGAAACGGCUGUUAUUUUAUCUUUCGGGAGAUUCUGUAUCGCUUGUACUUACCAGUCAUUGUCAUAAUGGUCUUUGCACGUUGAAGCUGUAAGAAAUUAGACAAUGAUAUUACCUGUUUUACAAAAACUGAUUUUUUUUUAAGCAAGGAGAAUGUUGGCUUAGUCUAAAGCAGGGCGGUGAAACGAGCGCACCCGAGCAAAAAGGUGUGAUGCAGUGGACUGGGACCCUGCUUAGAAAUGUCGCUUGUUUUCGACUUCGGUCAGGGCUUGCGAUGUGGUUUGUCCAUUAGACACUGCCGCUGUCAUUGAAUUAUGGCGGCUUGAUUUGUUUUCUUGCACUUCUUCCUCGCUCCUUUGUGCUGGUACGCUGUCUCCGAGAGGCAAAUGUGUCUAUUUUUUGCGGGAGGUUUAGCUGGAGUAGACAAACAUGUCUUUCAAAGGGUUUCUCUUAUUCAGUCUUAUUACUUCCAUGACUCUACCACCAAAUUAUAUUUUCGUUCUACUACUCGCCAAUGUCGAUGUUAUUCCAAAACAAAAACAACUAAGUACUGUCAAAAAAAGGAAAAUCUCAUCCAUGGCAAAACUAAAAGACAGCAGAUCGCGUUUCAUAACUAGAUGACGUGUAUUUUAUAAAUGAGUGCAGCUCGUGCAAGUAAUUUCAAUCACCAUCAUCCUUCUUUUUAAUUUUGAAAAAAACAUCUUAUACGUCUUUCUGUUUCUUCGAAACUUCAAAAUUAGUUUCCCCUCAGUUUUUACUGUUUACCUUGUUUUGUUUUAGAGAGAAAAUCGGAGAAAAAACCUUAGCACUAACCUCAAUAAAUUUUUUUUACAUGUGGUUGCCGGAUUUGCGACGCAUUGCGCGACUGCUAUGGCGCGUUGCACCCAAGAAGCAAAGUUUGAAGCAGUACAACGCUACUAUAUCAAAAUAUAUCAAUCUAAGUUUUUUUUUAUCCCGCUUUAACAUAUGUAAAAAUUGAGGUUAAGAAGUGUUAAGCUUUUGCAAACGAAACGGCGAAAGACGAUUAGGUGAUAUUUAGUGGAAGGAGGAGGUAUUCAGCACUUUCAAAUUAAACUCAAAUUUUGGCAUUAUACGACCAACAAGUUUGACUUAUAGGCAUACAGACACAAACAUAUGAAACUGUUUAUUGAUGUUUUUAUGAAACGAAUUUAUCUAUUUAACAUUGUGGCCUGAAAUUACAGAAAGAAUAUAGGAUUUCCGGUUUGCAAAAAGGAAAAUUUCGCCGGCCUUCAAGCGCACCGGAAGCGCGGAAAGAGCGCUCGUGCCAGUCCUACUCCGCAUCACACAUUAAAUGAAGAGCGGAGCGCUUGUUUUACCGCCCAACAUUUAUCCGCCCUGGUCUAAACGGCGUCGCAGCACUUUUCCAAGGGUCGACUGCAUUCGUGAUCAUGUGACCAUUUUGUACCAACUGCUGUACAAAUUAGUGAAAAGCCCAAUUGUCCAUUCUGAAAAACAGGAAAACGGGAUAACGUUUUCUUGGUCUCGGUGAUUGCUAUUAUCCCAUUGAAAAAUUGAUGGAUUAAACAUGACCUUGUUGUAGAAGAACCGCUUUAAAGUGAUGCCAAAUCAGAUAAAGAUACUAUAAAAAGAGUACAAAAACGUACUACACGUUAUUCACCGCAAACAACAGCCGAUUUCUUCUGAAGCUUUGGCGACCGAAAUGGCUGAAUUUUUUUAAUUGAAAUUUCUCUAUGUAAAUGAUACCCCAGGUCUCUCCUCUCUCGUAUCCUAGGGUAGUGGACGUCGCAGAAACGUGCCAAUAAGGUGUGAUGCACGUGUUCAUAAGACAAUUGCUUUUUGACGUUCUCGUUGCCGUCGUCGCCGUGGUUCAGUGCAUUGGAAAUAUAUACAUUUGGAGAUGAAGCCAUGGAAAUUAGAAAUAGUAGUUGAACACAUCUCACCUGGAAAAGCAGGGGGCUGUAGCAGUUUAAUUAGCUGGUCUAACUUUUCAUCAAGUUUUUUGAUAGCUUCGCUAGUUUCAACUCCCUGUCCAAUGUACUGGUUGCAUACAAUUGUUUCACCAUUUCUGUUAGCGCGAACUGGAGUCGAGCUGUUUGUAAUUUUAGCGCCAUUAGCCACAUCUACCAUUACAACCAAACAGAAAGCUGCGCUGAGCCAAAAUCGCAUCUUGAGAACCAGCUUUGUCGUGUGAAAACUGCACUAUUCCGUUAAGUUUCUUCAGCAGAAUAAUCCGUGCGGUAUAAGUUUGUGUGUUUAUACAUAGGACGUGUUUUAGCCGAAACGGAAAUUUUAAGUUUCAGUAAAAAAAUGCGGAUGUGUUAAUCUUGACUAUUCUUUUAUAUACAGAAGUCUGCUUGAAUACGCACGAACUUACAUCUUGUCAAUUUUAGACUCCUUAAGCCUGGAAGUCGUACGCACGUGUGAUAUUCAGGCCAGUUAAACCCUUUAUUUUAACGCCAGUCAUUAGGCUGCACAACAGGGGUGAUGAGGGUGGAGAGGGCGGGACAGUGACGUACGCGGAAGAGAAAACAGAUAGUUGCUUUUAUUUCCUCAGUUCCCCUCUCUCUCUUCGCGAUUUUCCUCCUCUCCCGCACUCCCCCUGUACCUGUCACUCAUGCUAUAACGUCCUAUCUUUGAGGCAAGGAGGAUUCGAUCAUAUAAGCACUGUUUGAAUUUUUAGUAUUUUUUUUCCAAUGAGUUCAACUCGCAAUUGUAAUCAAGGCUGUUGAUAUCCACCUACGAGAAUAGAUUUAAAAUCAGCUCAUGCUAUUAGACACCACCUCCAGAACCUCGUGAUUUUACGUUUUCUUACUGCUGGAGACGUUUUUGCCCAGUUUGUUUUUUUUUGUAAAAUUAUACUUUAGUGACUUCAAUUUGUAUUGGAAACAAGGAAGUUGAGGUCGUAAGUUCACCAUGCGAGUCAUGAAUUACGAAAACAGUCCAUGCUGUUAGACACCAUUCAAAACAACUUCAUAAAUCAUUUGCCGAGGUUUUGUCAAGAAAAAACGAGUAAUUUUUGGGUCGGCCAAAAUUUCUUGCCGCGAAGAAAACUGGAACUUGAUUUUGUAGUUGUUAUUUGGAACUUCAGCACUUUUGAUUGCGUCGUUUUCUGUCACGGAUGGUUUAUUUUAUGGUGGAUUGUUGGAAGCUGUCCAUGCCUAUUGUCAAUUACCUUUUCACGGUCAAGCCACAUUUUUACGAAAGUGAUAACCAUUCUCAUUAAUAUUGAUCAAGAUUGACUUUGUUAAAUCAGUUCUUUUUAUUUCAGCGCUAAUCCUUUAUUUGAUUGAAACCUCAUAUUACAAUAAUCAAAAGUAUCUUAGUUGCAUUUAGGGGUCGCCUCUGCCAUUUUUGAAGGCGGUUUAAAGGUAGUUUCUCUGCAAAUCACAGCACUUAUUGAACCAAGAUAUAUCCCAUCGUUUUGAUGUGCUGGUCGCCAUUAUCUCCACCGUGAGUAGCUUGGUUGCCACACGUGUUGCAGUCAUCAAAAAGCCCUCCAGUGCCAAACCCGAUUCUGGAGUCGCAACUGCUACAGACAUUUUGAUUGUUUGCGACGAUACCAAUUCUCGCUUUGGAGUGGUUGCUAUCGAUGCAUAGAACGUUGAAUCCUUCCUUGUUACAGUUGGGUUGUAACGAGGCCCGAGAGCCAAUGAGCUUCUUCCACGUGUUACGGCCUAGUGAAGUAGCUCGGUAUUUGCCGUCUGCUAUCAGUGAAUGCAGUGAUCUGGCUUGAUGGUUGAUGACAAGAGACUUGAACUGCUAACCGAUCUUCAUUCCAAGACAGAUCUUGUUAAACGGUGUGUUCCAAUAAGUCGGUAACUUGGUCUCGUGAGUGUCCAGCCCAGUCUUACCUCCUGGAAGAUUGAAGUCGACUUUGUCGCUCCACAAUUUAGAAUUGUAGUGAAAGGCUUUCUAGAAAAAAAAAAAUCAGUUAACUCAUUCAUAAAGAAUACUAUCACUUUGCUGUUUUAUCUGUUUGAGAAAUAUGAUACAGUCUCGCCUUGGUUUUCACUGGUCUUGUUGCGAAGUCCUCACAUAUUAUUCUCUUCAUAGCUUGUACUACUUAAGCUAAAACUUUUCAAACCUACACGUACUAGAUUCCUUUUCUUUCAUUUGACGUGGACUUGUGACUUACAUUGUAAGUUUACCUUUAUAUUGGGAAUGAGGUGAUGACAAACGUGGCAACUUGUGAAAACAUUUAACUUUUAAUACCUUUGUGCCAUCGAUUUUCAUGACCAGCGUCCAUCCACCUCCUCCGCAUGUAUCAAGCCCAUGGUUGGUCAUGUGACAGUAUACGGGAAUCUUUGCAGAUCCAACAUCAAGCAAAUACGCUUUAUUUUCACUGGACCUGUUAAAACAUGACUUUACUGAUUACUCCCAUCUUGUUUGUUUGUUUCUGUUAAAGUUAGGACGCCAUGGAAAAUCAGAAUUCUCGUAAAAGAAAUCUGUCUUAUCAGAUAAGCAAUGUUUGGUCGAAGUUGAAUAAUCUUAUAGAAAUAUCGUGUAGUGUUGUUAUUACUGACUUUGUCGAUAAGAAGGACUCUUCUUUACCGCCAUAUAUAUGAUAACUGUUCAAUCCACUUAAGUUAGUGAUUUAUAAACUAUCCUUCCAGCUUGAGUGUUUCGUAAAUUGUCUUUUGUAUUUUAGUUUAUUUGUAACCAUCUGGGCACCAAUUUUCACUUUUUAUUUUUUAAAAUACUGAAGAAUAUUCAGAAGCAAUUCUCUGUGUUUUUCGUUUGUGUCCUUAAAGGAGUCUUUUUUUAAAGAUCUAAUCUAAAUCAGUUCAAGGUUUAGUGUUUUAAGGGCUUUUAGCGCUGCAAUGUUUGCCUACAUCAAAUGAAACCCACAAAUGAUAAUUUUCCAUCGUAGUUACAUAAAUUUACCGAUACGAACUUUAUUCAGGAACCAAUUUGUUUUCCUGAAAGUUUUUGUUAUGACUGUUUGUAGACGUAUAUACUUACAAGUUCUUGGUAUAGAUUCCCUUGCACGUUGAAGCUGUGGGACCGAAAAUAAAAGGAUAUAAAGCGUGUUAUUUGUAAAAAGAAGACUUUCCACACCAUUCUGUAAGAAACACUUUGAGAUAUGAGAUAUUUUUUCAUGGUUUGUAUUCAGGUUUAUCACUCCUGAAGUCUCGAACUAUUUCAUAAUGAAUUCAUCACAAAAUGCUGUUCAAAGAAUUUCUUACCGGUAUUAGAAGACGGCCGUAGCAUUUCAAUUAUCUGAUCCAGUUUUUUGUCGAUUUUUUUGAUUGCUUGGUUUGUUUCAGAGUUAUGUCCGUUGUACUGGUUGCAGACAAAUGAUUUGCCAUCGGUACUUUUCGUUCCAUUCGUUGCGUUUGCCGUGAGCAACAGAGAAAAAGCUAAAAUGAACCAAAAUCUCAUCUUUCGAUUAAUGUUUGCUGUAUUGAAGCGUUUGUUAUCGAGUAAACUACAAUAUUCUGUAAUGUUCCUUGAACCGGAAUACUUGUACUCGGCAAUGCUGAGUCUCUUUUUUACCUUAGUCUUGACUCGUAUUGAAGACAAGAAAAUUUUCCAGUCGAAAUAUUAAUUAAUUAAUUACUUGGUUCAUCGUAUCCGUUUGAAAUGAUGGCGGUGAAGUCUCACCUAUAAGCGCUGGCAGUUUGAACGCUAAAUUUGUAGUAAUGUUCAUGAAAAGCUCUUAAAUUCUAUGGGAGUAACUUGUAAGAAUAGACGAAAAUUGUGGUUGAAGGCAGACGGCUGUUUAUAGCCGUGCCUCAGUUCCUUUACGUAUUAAGACAAAGCAGAAAAUUCAUAGAAUGAUAAAUGACUUAAUUAAAGCAUUGGAAGUCGUGAAUUAGUUUGAAAUUAUCCCUUCCUUUAGGCAAGUUGUCUUUAACUUCGUUAUGUUUUUUGUUGUAAUUGAGAGUUUCUCGAAUGAAUUUAUGGCUUGCUAUUUAAUCACUACAUGGAUGGCUGGCUAAGGAUACAUCAGACAUUUGCGUGCGGGAGCGAAGGAGGGAGGGAAGGGUAAGGAGAAACUCUUAUUUUCCCUCAAACCCCGGUCUCCCCGAGAGCUUGCUCUCGUCACCUCUGGAGCCAGGGUAACUAAGAAAGUGAUCGAUUCAAUGGUGCGUAACUCUCUUUGGGAAUGACAGGUCUUUUUCGUACGUUUUUAAUGGUUUUUAACAAAGCGUGAAUAGAUUUGCAAAGAAAUAUUUUCUCCUGUAAUUGGUUUAUGUGGAGGAAAGAGAUAGCCUAUGUUGCGACUAAGUAACCUAUAGAGGUUGUGCUUCUUACUUAUCCAUUUAAUUUAAUUUUUUUUUCUGACUCGAUCAGUGCAGUUGUCAUGCAGUUGUUUUGCUGAUAAUGGAAAUUUACCAUUUUCACAUUACCCAUAAUACACCUUGCUGUACGCCCUCAAAGUUUGCAUAAAGCAUUGUCCUCUACUUCCCUUGGGACGACUGUUAUACCCAGGGAGAAUUAGAAACAACGGCUAAUAUGCAAAACUUUGUAGACUGAAGGGUGUUUAAUGGGCAAUAUAAAAAUGGUCAAUGUGAACAGUUUGGACUAUACGUACGGAUUUAGAAAUUUAAUUUGGCACUUUUACUCGCAGUUAUGAAAAGAAUAGCUUCCCGAGGCUAUCACAGUGAAUUCGUUUAUUAUUUGCUGUUGACGUGUUGGGCGUUUUUCCACUUAAAAACUUUGUCCGUGCCGCCUUUUGAACUAUGAAAAGAAAACCAAAAAACCAACAGCAAGUAAUAACACUACGUUUGAUAGCAAUUGCGCUCAAGCAUGAUUUAUUUGUAGUCUUUUCAUGAAAGACAGUAAGCAUGAAAACUUGUGUGGGACUAUUUUUAAUGGUCUGCCCAAAGAGGCAUGUUCUUUGUAAAAUUCAAUGUGUAAAAACUGCAUUCAUGAAUCAGUGUUUUUAGUAUACAGCAACUUUUGAGAUCAGAAGUUGACUAAGCUGAAGGAAUGUUAAUUUUUGCCAUUGUUGCCUUUUUGCGAUUGUGACUGAGCUUAAACUCGCGCUAAGCAUUUUUUGCCCGAAUAACAAUGUGAUUAUUCCCAGUGUAGACAUCCAGGUCCCCAUGAACAGCUGCUGCUGCUGAUUCGCCUCAUGUCCAACGAGUUUAACAUUAGAGGGAUUUAGAGUUUACGACCGCAAACGGCAAACGUCAGAUUCAAGUUGAUAAAUUCUUAAAAUAGGGGAUAAACAGAUUUAAACACCUUAAAACAAUUGGCGUGAAUUGGCUGUUUUUUAUUUUAGUAAUUAUAAUGAAUAGUAAACGAAAAGGAUAGGAGAAACUGCUCACAUGGUGCAAAUGCAUGUUUUUACUUUUACAACGUGUUUCGACCAUUUUACGUUUUUAGAACUAGACAUUGUAAACUAAGGUUAUUCAGGAAUACGAACAUGAAAGUCAUGUUUAAAAAUUUUUUGUGGGUAUAUUUUGUUGAGGAGCGCAAAACUGUUAGUCAUACCACUGCUCAAGGAAGCUAAUGGUGUUUCCUUGACGAUAGUGUAAGUGAUAAGAAGGAAAAGGUAUAGUGACGUCGCUCAGUUGCGUUUGCAACAACGGAAUAAUUCAAACAAAAAAUAGUCUCUGAGCGGACGUCCUUCUUUCUUCAGAGCCACGCGCGGCAAGCGAAAAAGUGACAUUAUGCAAAUCAUGUUAAAAUGUAUGAGAAAUUGGGGAAGAACUUGGGCGGGGACAGUCCUUUUCCCUCUUGGCAUGGGCUUCCGCCUUCGUUCCUCGCUGCUUCACCGCUUACCACUCCUCUCGAUCUUUUGUGACUCCAAAAAUAAUAAUAACAAUAAUAAUAAGAGACUGCUCCCAGUCUAACAAAAAUUUAUGCACGCAAGUUUUUCUGACCUGAGACGAUGCUUGUUUACUCAAAGUGAUACAAAGACUGAAAAGACUGAAGCAUAUCAAAGAGAGACACUUUCUGGCCUUUUCAAUGCAGGAUUUUAUUUCACCUCUUUCUUACAAAUCCCUUAUCCUAGAUUCACAUUUUAACCGCUUUUUAACAAGAAUCAACAGUUUCUUCAUUUUAAGGCCUUUCGAAGGUUUGUUCUGCGUUCUGCCGAACCUAUUGGACCAAGAUGUAUCCCAUCGCUUUAAUGUGCUGGCCGCCAUUAUCUCCCCCGGCAGCUUCGUUGCCACACGUGUUAGAGUCAUCUUGGAACCCUCCAGUGCCAAACCCGAUCCUGGAGUCACAGCUGUUACAAUCAUUUUCGUUGUUUCCAAUUAUACCAAUUCUUGCUUUGGAGGCGUUGCUAUCGGUACAAAUUGCGUUGAAUCCUUCCUUGUUACAGUUGGUCUGUAAAGAGGCCCGAGACCCAAAAAGCUUCUUCCAUGUGUUACGGCCCAGUGAAGUAGCUCGGUAUUUGCCAUCUGCGAUCAGUGAAUACAGGGAUCUGGCUUGAUGGUUGAUGAGAACAGACUUGAACUGCUGACCGAUCUUCAUUCCAAGACAGAUCUUGUUAAACGGUGUGUUCCAAUAAGUCGGUAACUUGGUCUCGUGAGUAUCCAACCCAGUCUUCCCUCCUGGAAGGUUGAAGUCGACUUUGUUGCUCCAUAGUUUAGAAUUGUAGUGGAAGGUUUUCUGGGUGCAUUUGGAAAAGAAAAAGAAAUACCAUUUACAUAAAGUGCUACCGCUUUGCUCUUUUAUCCAUUCGACAAAUAUGGUACAGUCACAUCUUGGUGUUUACUAAUCUUGUCCUCAGAUAUUAUUCUCUUAGUACCUUGUCUGGUACUAGUACAGUGAAUUGAUACAUCAUUGAGCUGACACUUUUCAAACCUACACGUACUAUAUUUACUUUUUUCUACUUGUGUUGGACACUUGACUUGCACUGAAAGUCUACCCCCAGUGUAUAGUGGCAGUUAGGUGGUAAGAGACCGAGCUACUUGUAGUGAAUGGUUCUCUGAUUAAACUAAUUAAAAGGAACAUCAUGUCAGUUAUUCCGAUAACGUACUACAUGUAUCGCUUUUCUCCUUUAUAAUUUGACAAAUAUAAUAUCAGCAUCUUAGUCUUCACUGAAUUGAUAAAUCAUCGAGCUAACAGUUAUCAAACCUACACUUACUAGAUCCACUAUUACCCUGUAUGUUGACCUUAAUUGAUAGUGUGAAUUUAAGUGACAAACUGACAGAGCUGCUUGUGAUAAGGUUGAACUUUUAAUACCUUUGAGCCAUCGAUCUUCAUAACCAGCGUCCAUCCUCCUCCUCCGCAUGCGUCAAGCCCAUGCUUGGUCAUGUGACAAUAUACGGGAAUCUUCGCAGAUCCAACGUUCAGGAGGUACUCUUUGUUUCCUUUAGACCUGGUUAAAAAAAUAAAACUUCAUUGGUUCACCUCAUUCUGAAGUAAUUGCCUCAUUCGGGGUGAUAGAAAGGCUGACUUAGAAUGGGCCCCAAAGAAAUUGAGGAGAAAGUCUUUCAUAUCAAGUGGACAACCUAAGUGGAAAUCUAAGAAUAUCGAGUGACGCUGUAAUUGCUGACUUUGGCGAUAAGCAGAACUCUUCUUUAGGGUCUCAAUUUUUUCCCCUUGUUUAUAUUGUCACAAGUCUUGGGCGUCGCUCCCAAUUAAAUUAUAAAUUACUUAAUCCUACUAAGUUAGUAAUUCAUAUACUGUCCUUCAUCUUGAGGGUUUCGUUAAUUGUAAGUGCUUUCAUUUUUCCUGAUUUUUUUCUUCGCACAAAAGUAGUGAUCGUUAUUUGAGUUUAUUUUACCAUUUCUGGACCAAUGUUUGCUUUUUGUACUCUACAAUCAUAAUUGACUAUAGCGAACACUCCUGAAUAAAUUCAUUAAGUUUCUUUUCUUCGUUUGAUACCGACCUUCGGUGUUUAAGUAUUUGAUUUACUGCUAUAUUUCUCAUUUUAAUUUCGUCGAUAUUUUGUUACUGAUUUUAUAGCAGUUACCAUUGUUUGUUAUCCAGAAAAUCUUCUCAACUUUGACUUCCCCGAUUUUCGUGUGUUUGACUUGCCAAUUGGUAGAGAAAAUUAAGAAGAAAUUUUAGCAAUUUUAGUUCGGAACGCUCAGAAAUUUUAAAAGUAUAUUUCAAAAUUUUCGGCUCAGUGUCUUUUUAUAGUAGGUUAUUUUUUAUCGCUUGUACUUACAAAUUCUUUUCAUAAAUGUCUUUGCACGUUGAAGCUGUAAGAAGUAAGAUAACGAUAUUAGCUACAGUGUAUGUCACAAAAAAUGAAUUUAUUAAACAAGGUAAAUCCUUUUAAUUAGUCGUUUCAGUCGACAGCAUCAACAUCGUUGUCUUUGUCCAAAUGGCGACUGUACUAGGUCACAUGACCACUGAUCAUGUGGCCAGCAUGGUCAUGUGAUCAUUUUGUGCUAACUGUUGUACUUUCCGGGUUUUUCCAUACAAAUGGUAAGCGCUUAGGGUUUCUUUUCUUUGUUAUCCUGGAGCCGUGGACGUCGAUAAAAAGAUACCAAAAAAUGUGAUGCACGUGCAGAGCAAUUUGUUUGCUUAUAAAACCAAUUGCUUUUGAUAUUCUUAUUGCCAAAGUCGUCAUGGUUGCUUUUGCCCGCUAUUUCCUUGCACUUAUUGCUAAAUUGACUAGUAUCACAUAGAAAAUGUAAACUUUCGUAGAUGAAGUCAUGGAAAUUAGAAGCUAUAAUUGAAUGCAUCUUACCUGGAAAAGCAGGGGGCUGUAGCAGUUUAAUUAGCUGGUCUAACUUUUCAUCAAGUUUCUUGAUAGCUUCGCUUGUUGCAACUCCCUGUCCAAUGUACUGGUUGCAUACAAUUGUUUCACCAUCUCCGUUGGUGCGAACUGGAGUCGAGGUGUUUGUCAUUUUAGCGCCAUUAGCCGCGUGCACCAUGAGAGUCACAGAGAAAGCUGCGCUGAACCAAAAUCGCAUUGUGAGAACCAACUUUGUUAUGUGCACUAAAACAGUAUUCCUUAAUGUUGUCUUCAGCAGAAUAAUACGUGCUGCAUAACCUUGUGUGCUUUUAUAUGAGACGUGUUGGAGCUAAAACGGAAAUUGCAAUGUGCUGUAUAAACAUGCGGAUGUGAUGUCCGGCUUGUUCAUUUGAGACUCAUUUGAGCCUGGACGACCCUUUGGGCCUUUAUUUUAACGCAAGUCCUUUGGCUGCCGCUACACAGUGGGGAUUGGGGAGGGGAGGGGAGGGAGCGGUAAAAAAAACGCGAAAGGGAAAAGGGAGAAUUACUUUUCUCCGUCCAUUCCACCGACCCCUCACUCCCCCUGCACCUGUCAGUCAUGCUUUAGAGUCCUAUCUUUGAGGCCAGAAGUAUUCGCACUGUUUCAAUUUUUAUAGCUUUUUUUAAAAAACGAAUUCAACUUCAUGCAGUGACUCGCAAUUAUAUCGUAAUUACGGCUGCUGAUAUCCUAAGUUUUCCACAACGUUUACUUUAUUUACCCAUUCCUUCGUCAGCUGAAACUUGGAAAAUCGUUACAAAGAAGGUGUGUCAAUUUGUUUUCGCUUGAGCUAUUUUAAGCGAGAAAAACCCGUAUUUUGGAAAACAUCUUUUUUGUAAAACAAAGACUGAUUACGCGUACAAGCUUCGUGCACAAGACUUCGCGACUAGUAGGAAUUUCUCUUUUAGUCAAUGCUCUAAGCAAGAGAGUUUUGUUUUUUUUUCUCGUGAAAGUUAUUUUAUAAAAGCAAUAGAAACAUUUUUCCUGUGUUUGCAUAUCCUGAUAUAAACACUCGAGGGGUUGGGAUAAUUAUAUCAGGCAAUGCAAACACGGAAAACGUUUUUAUUGCUUAAUUAUGGUACUGUUUAAGUGUGUCAAGGUUCGUGGAUGCUAAGAAAGUCUUCUAACCAAAUUAAACUUUCCUACGCGGUCGUGCAAGGGUAAAAAUUGCCACGAGAGGAUGAAGUGCUCUUCCGUUUUGAUUAGGUAUCAUUUAUGUAUUUAAAAAUGGUUAAUUAAAACUUAUUUGUUUUCCGGGUCGCGCAAAAGAAUAUUUUCCCGUGAAAGCCAUUGCCGAUAAUUCUAAGUGUUUCUUUUUAACCAAGGUUAAAGUAUAGGAAAGAAGAGAAGGGGAAAGUGUUUUCUUUAAAGUUGACGUUAAUUAGCCCCGAUUACAGUAAUGCGUUUUUGUGAAUUCUUGUACGUUCUUCCCCAAUAAGAUCGUGUUUUUCGACAUGUUAAAAUUCGACAAUGCUCUGCUAAAAAAGCUCUCCAAAAGUGUCAACGUGGAAACUGCGGGCUGCGUGUCACGUCUCUUUCCUUAUAACAGUCGCUCGUUGGUUUUUAAAGAAGUGAACAUAAAUUUCAAGACCAGGGGUGUAGCCAGUUUUUCGAUUAGUUGUAGGCCUGGCUGACUUUCAUUUCCACAUAUCCUGAGAAUUGCACGCAUAACUAGUACGCACUGACUUCACCAACACUUUGAGCUCUGAAGCUUUUUAACUCACCCCAAGAACGCUCAAUUUAUUACAAACAAAAGAGUGAUCAAACCAAAAAUUUGUAGGCCCUGGGUUGGCUACACCCUUGAUUACGUUGAUACAAGUUUGGCAAAAAAAACACCUUAAACGCUCCCUGAUAGGGCUUGACUAAACCUUUUUUCCAUGGUUGAUAUGGUGAAGUUUUUGUGACCUGAGACGAUUGUUCUUUCAUCAAAGUGAUACAGAAAAGCACAUUUAUUGAAGAAGGAAACUUUUUGGCCUUUUCAAUGAAGUACUUUAUUUCAUGUCAUUACAAACCCCUUUUUCUAGUUUCACUUUUAUAACCCCAGCCCUUUUUAACGAGAAUCAACAGUUUCUUAGUGCAUUUGAAGGCUGCUGGAAGGGUAGUUCUGCGUAUUACAGCUCUUAUUGAACCAGGACGUAUCCCAUCGCUUUGAUGUGCUGGUCGCCAUUAUCUCCCCCGUGAAGAGCUUCGUUCCAGUGCCAAACCCGAUUCUGGGGUCACAAGAGCUACAGACAUUCUGAUCGUUGGCAACGAUACCAAUUCUUGCUUUAGAGCCGGUGGCAUCGGUGCAUAGUACGUUGAAUCCUUCCUUGUUACAGUAGGGCUGUAUAACGAGGCCCGAGAGCCAAUGAGCUUCUUCCAUCAGUUUCGGCCCAGUGAAGUAGCUCGGUAUUUGCCAUCUGCGAUCAGUGAAUACAGGGAUCUGGCUUGAUGGUUGAUGAGAACAGACUUGAACUGCUGACCGAUCUUCAUUCCAAGACAGAUCUUGUUAAACGGUGUGUUCCAGUAAGUCGGUAACUUGGUCUCGUGAGUGUCCAACCCAGUCUUCCCUCCUGGAAGAUUGACUGAGUCGACUUUGUCGCUCCACAGUUGAGAAGUGUAGUGAAAUGUUGUCUGGAAAAAAAAAAGUUAACUCUUUUGUAUAGAGUACUAUCACUUUGCUGUUUUAUCUGUUUGAGAAAUAUGAUACAGUCGCCUUGGUGUUCACUGGUCUUGUUGCGAAGUCCUCAUAUAUUAUUCUCUUCAUACUUUGUCUGUUACUACUUACAGUCAAUUGAGCUAAAACUUUUCAAACCUACACGUAAUAGCUUCCCUUUCUUUCAUUUGACGUGGACCGUGACUUACAAUGUAAGUUUACCUUUAUAUUGGGAAUUAGCUUAUGACAAACGUUGGACCUUGUGAGAACAUUUAACUUUUAAUACCUUUGUGCCAUCGAUCUUCAUGACCAGCGUCCAUCCACCUCCUCCGCAUGCAUCAAGCCCAUGCUUGGUCAUGUGACAGUAAACAGGAAUUUUUGCAGAUCCAACAUCAAGCAAAUACGCUUUAUUUUCACUGGACCUGUUAAAACAUACCACUUUACUGAUUACUCCCAGCUUGUUUCUCUUAAAGUUAGGACACCAUGGAAAUUUAGAAUUCUCGUAAAAGAAAUCUUUCUUAUCAGAUAAGCGAUGUUUGGUCGAAAUUGAGUAAUCUUAUAAAAUAUCGUGGAGCGUUGUUAUUACUGACUUUGUCGAUAAGGAGAAUUCUUUUUUACCGCCAUAUAUAUGAAAACUGCUCAGUCCUCUUAAGUUAGUGAUUCAUAAACUAUCCUUAGUUUGAGCAUUUCGUAAAUUGUCUGCGUUUUCUUUUUGAAUUUAUUUUCAAUUAUUUUUUUCUUAAUAUUUUCUUACCAUUUUCUUAUCGGUAUUUUAGUUCAUUUGUAACCAUUAAUGCAUCAAUUUUCACUUUUAUUUUCUAAAAUACUGAAGAAAUUAAAUUUACAAGCAAUUCUCUCUGUUUUUCGUGUGUAAACUUAAACACUAGUCUCUUAAAUAUCUACCCCAAAUUUCAAGAUUUACUGUUGAGGGCUUUUGGUGCUGCAAUGUUCGCUUACAUCAUGACUUAUUUCGUUUUCAACUUAGUGGCCGGUUGAAAUGAAGGAACAUUACUGAAAUCCAAAUAGUAAUUUUCCAUAGUAUUGAAGCAUUCUCUAGAUUUCCUCGAGCUUAGCUAGCUACAUAAAUUUACGUACUCAGUUUACUCUGUAACCAGUUCGUUUUUCUGUACUGAAAUACUUUUUGUUAUCACUGGGUCUAGACCUUGUGCUGUUGAGUCAAAAACAAAUGUGCAUUCUUGGUCCUUUAGUUCUUGAGCUUAUCUUAAACACUUAAUACGACACGUUAUAUUUCACCUGGUAUUCGUUUUUGGAUUAUUUAACAUUCAAUUUAACGCUUAUGGGGUUUCUUUUUGCGUUAAUUUGUUGACAAGUUGGAAACUGUGUUUACGAUUGGAGUUAACGUACGUGUAAUAAAAGUGAAAACAAUUAGAGUAUCCUUUUUCUCAUAUACCUACAAGUUCUUGGUAUAGAUUUCCUUGCACGUUGAGGCUGUCGGACCGAAAAUAAAAGGAUAUAAAGCAUGUUAUUUGUAAAAAGAAGACUUUCCACACACACCAUUCUGUAAGAAACACUUUGAGAUAUGAGAUAUUUUUCAUGGUUUGUAAUUAGGUUAAUCACUCCUGAAUUAUCGAACUAUUUAAUAAUAAUUCAUCACAAAACUCUGCUUAAAGCGUUUCUUACCAGUCAUAGGAGAAGGCUGUAGCAUUUCAAUUAUCUGAUCCAGUUUUUUGUCGAUUUUCUUGAUUGCUUGGUUUGUUUCAGAGUUAUGUCCGUUGUACUGGUUGCAGACAAUUGAUUUGCCAUCGGUACUUUUCGUUCCAUUCGUUGCGUUUGCUGUGAGCAACAGAGAAAAAGCUAAAAUGAACCAAAAUCUCAUCUUUCGAUUAAGGUGGCUCGACUGGAUUUCUUGGGGUUGAGACCUCCCCAGUUUUAGCAUCAACUACGUCGGCAUGAGUAAAGAUAUGGAAAAAAGGUUACCACAGCUGUAUUAUAUAAAGAUGAAAAUUUCUUAUGAUCUGGGUUUUAUUUUAAUCAGAGUCGCCAUGGCAACGUAAUGACGCCAUUACGUUUUUCAUUUAUCUUUGUGUUUCUCUGUACCAAGAGUUUUUUGAAGAAAUCGCUUAAGGGAGUAUGUCCCUGCCAUAAUUGCCUCCAUUAUAGCAAAGUUUAAACAAAUUCUAUGAGAGCGUUUUCGAAAUAUUUUCAAAUGCAGUUUUAAGAAUCAUAAAAACAGUGAAAUAGCAUGCUAGCCACACUAUUCGCUGGUAUUUUAAGAAAAUUAUAAGUUUUGGGAACGCGGCUUCAUCUCAUAGUGGUUUGAUUCCAUUGAAAACUGCAUACAAAAAAAGAGGGGAAUUGCUCUGGGCGAUCGCGAGUACGAAGAAUUUCAUGAACUUGCAUUCGGCUGCUUUUGAUACAAUUUUUGGACGUAAUUUGGUCCAUGCCUAAAAAUUUCGCAUUUUUCCAAAAACCGCUUGAUAAAUUUUUUGUAAAUUCCACAAUCCCGAGAUCAAUCGUCAAGGAAUAUUCCCUGCAAGUUUCAAGAACACUGAAAACAGGGAAGGCUUUUAAAUAGGGCCUCAAAUAUUGCCAAUUUUCCCCCCAGAUUUUGUGUUUACAAGUGAGCGUCCUCAUUAUUCACUGGCAUUGUUUUCAAGUUUUAUAUACACGCGCACAUUUAGCAAAAAGAUAGAAUUUGCCUCAAAAAGGACCCUCGGUUAAAUCUCCGGGAUAUGCUAAUUACUCGGUAAAGAGUUUAGUGAUACAUUAUAACAUCAGAGCAACUCUCUGUGAGAGUUUCUGUGUUGUUAUAACCCGAGUAAGAUAAUUAAGUAUUGCAUCCUACACGAUGAUCCGUGACGUUCACCGUUUCGGCUCUCACUGCUAUCUAUGACGACAAGCCAAUUAUUUGCAUAUUCCGGAUAUUUCUUCGGAAAGUAAUCGAGAGUUCUCUUUGAUGCAAAUUUAUAUCUUUUGCUGGUUGUGCACGUGCAUAUGAAACUUGAAAACAAUGCCAGUGAAUAAUGAGGACGCUCACUGGUAAACACAAAAUCUGGGGGGAAAAUUGGCAAUAUUUGAGGCCCUAUUUAAAAGCCUUCCCUGUUUUCAAUGUUCUUGAAACUUGCAGGGAAUCUUUCUUGACGAUUGAUCUCGGGAUUGUGGAAUUUACAAAAAAAUUUAUCGAGCGGUUUUUGGAAAAAUGCGAAAUUUUUAGGCAUGGACCAAAUUACGUCCAAAAACUGUAUCAAAAGCAGCUGAAUGCAAGUUAAUGAAAUUCUUCGUACUCGCGAUCGCCCAGAGCAAUUCCCCUCUUUCUUUGUAUGCAGUUUUCAAUGGAAUCAAACCACUAUGAGAUGAAGCCUCGUUCCCAAAACUUAUAAUUUUCUUAAAAUAUCAGCGAAUUGUGUGGCUAGCAUGCUAUUUCACUGUUUUUAUGAUUCUUAAGACUUCUUUUCAAAAUAUUUCAAAAACGCUCUCAUAGAAUUUGUUCAAACUUUGCCAUAAUGGAGGCAAUUAUGGCAGGUACAUACUCCCUUAAGCGAUUUCUUCAAAAAACUCUUGGUACAGAGAAACACAAAGAUAAAUGAAAAACGUAAUGGCGUCAUUACGUUGCCAUGGCGACUCCGAUUACCAUAAAACCCAGAUCAUAAGAAAUUUUCAUCUUUAUAUAAUACAGCUGUGGUAACCUUUUUUCCUUAUCUUUACUCGUGCCGACGUAGUUAAUGCUCAAACUGGGGAGGUAUCAACCCCAAAAAAUCCAGUCGAGCCACCUUAAAGUUUCCUGAAUUAAAGCGUUUGUUAUCGAGUAAACUACAAUAUUCUGUAAUGUUCCUUGAACCGGAAUACUUGUGCUCCACAAUGCUGAGUCUCUUUUUUUGGCUUAGUCUUGACUCGUAUUGAAGACAAGAAAAUUUUCCAGUCGAAAUAUUAAUUAAUUAAUUAAUUACUUGGUUCAUUAUAUCCGUUUAAAAUGACGCCGGUGAAAUCUCACCGAUAGGCGCUGGCAGUUUGAACGCUAAAUUUGUAGUAACGUUCAUGAAAAGCUCUUAAAUUCUAUGGGAGUAACUUGUAAGAAUAGACGAAAAUUGUGCUUGAAGGCACACGCCGUGCUUCUGUAUACAUCAGACAUUUGUGUGCGGGAGCAGAGUAGGGAGGGGAGAGUAAGGAGAAACCCUUCUUUUCCCCCGAACCCCGGUCUCCCCGAGAGCUUACUCACGUGACCUCUGGAGCCAGAAUAACCAAGAAAGUGAUCGAUUCAGUGUUGCGUAACUCUCUUUGGGAAUUACCGGUUUUUUUUCGUACGUUUUUAAUCGUUUAAAAAAGCGUAAAUAGAUUUGCGGAGAAAUAUUUUCUCCUGGUAUUCGUUUAUGUGGAGGAAAGAGAUGCGACUAAGUAACCUAUAGAGGUUGCGUUUCUUAUCAUAAAUACGUUUUUAUUUUUUAUAUCUCUCUGAAAUACAGUUGUUUUGCUGAUAAUGGCAAUUUACCAUUUUCACAUUACCCAUAAUAAACCUCGCUGUACGCCCUCAAAGUUCGCAUAAGGAUUGUCUUCUAUUUCCCUUGGACGUCUUUUUUAUCCAGGAAAAAUUGAAAACAACGGUUAAUAUGCGAAACUUUGUAGACUGAAGGGUGCAUGUUUAAUGGGCAAUAUAAAAAUGGUCAAUUUGAACAGUUUGGACUGCGAGUACGGAUUUAGAAAUUUAAUUUGGCUCUUUUAUACUCCCAGCUGUGCAAAGAAUAGCUUUAUGAGGCCGGAUAACUAUCACAGUGAAUUUGUGCAAUUCCUGUGUUAUAUGCUGUUGAACUGUGCGGCAUUUUCCAGCUAAUGAACUUUGUUCGUGAAACAGUCGCAUUUGAUAGCUAUUGCGCUCAAGCAUGAUUUUCUUGUACAGUCUUUUCAAAUGGUUAAUGACGGUAAGCAUAAAAACUUGUGAGAUUGUUCAUGAUGGUCUGUCCAAAGAGUCAUUUUCUUUGUAAAAUUCGAUGUGUAAAAACUGCAAGCAUGAAUCUGUAUAUUUAGUAUAAAGCAGCUUAUGAUAUCAGGAGUUGACUAAGCUAAGGAAUGUUAAUUUCUGCCGCUGUUGAUUUUUGCGAUUGUGAUUACGCUUAAACUCGCGCUUGCGCCCUGGAUCGCAAUGUGGUUAUUUCCAGUGUAGAGAUCCAAGUCCCCAUGAAUAGCUGCUGCUGCUGAUUCGCCUCAUGUCCCACGAGUUUAACAUUAGAGGGAUUUAGAGUUUACGGCAAACGUCAGAUUGAAGUUGACAAAUUCUCAAAAUAGGGGAUAAGCAGAUUUAAACACCCUAAAACAAUUGUUAAUGAUAAACUGGCGUGAAUUUACUGGGUUUUUUUUCAAUUAUAAUGAACAGUAAACGAAAAGUAUAGGAAAAAUUGGUCACUUACCAUUUACCACGUACCGUUUAACGUUUUUAGAACUGGUCGUUAUAAAGGUUAUUCAGGAACACGAACAUAAAAAUCAUGUAUAAAAUUUUUUGUUGGCAUAUUUUGUUUAGGAGUGCAAAACUGCUAGGCAAACCACUGCUCAGGGUAGCUAACGGUGUUUCCUUGACGAUAGUGUAAUUGAUAAGAAGGAAAAGGUAUAGUGGCGCCACUCGGUUGCGUUUGAGAACAAUGAAAUAAUUCAAACAAAAAAUAGACCCUGAGCGGUCGUCCUUCUUUCCUCGGAGCCUCGUGCGGCGAUCAAAAAAGUGAAAUUAUGCAAAUCAUGUUAAAAAGGAGGAGAAAUUGGGGCAGAGCUUGGGCGGAGAGAGUCCUUUUUCCUCUUGACACGGGCUCCGCCCUCGUUCCUCGCGACUUCGCCGCUCACCCCAGUUCUCGAUCAAAUAAGAGACUGCUCUCAGUCUAAAACAAAUGUACGCACGCGAGUUUUGGUGACCUGAGAUACUUGUUUAUUCAAAGUGAUACAAAGACUGAAUUAUAUUAAAGAAACUUUCUGGCCUUUUCAAUGCAAGAUUUUAUUUUAUCUCAUUCUUACAAAUCCCUUAUCCUAGAUUUACUUUUUAACCGCUCUUUAGCAAGAAUCAACAGUUUCUUAUUUGCAUGUUGAGGCCGUUUGAAGGUUGUUUCUGCGUACCGCAGAACUUAUUGAAUCAAGAUGUAUCCCAUCGCUUUAAUCUGCUGGUCGCCAUUAUCUCCCCCGACUAUAGCGUCGUUGACACACGUGUUGAAGUCAUUAGGGUUUCCUCCGGUGCCAAACCCGAUCCUGGAGUCGCAGCUGUUACAAUCAUUUUGAUUGUUACUAAUGAUAGUUUGGAAAGGUUGGUAUCGGUACCAAUUGCGUUGAAUCCCUCUUUGUUACAGUUAGGUUGUAAAGAGGCCCGAGACCCAAUGAGCUUCUUCCACGUGUCACGGCCCAGAUCGGUAUUUACCAUCUGCGAUCAGUGAAUACAGGGAUCUGGCUUGAUGGUUGAUGACAACAGACUUGAACUGCGAACCGAUCUUCAUUCCAAGACAGAUCUUGUUAAACGGUGUGUUCCAAUAAGUCGGUAACUUGGUCUCGUGAGUGUCCAACCCAGUCUUCCCUCCUAAGAGGUUGAAGUUGACUUUGUUGCUCCACAGUUUAGAAUUGUAGUGAAAUGUUUUCUGGAAAAAAAAAUCAGUUGACUCAUUUAUUUAGAGUAAUAAAUAUAAAGUACUAUCUUCUAUUUAACUUGUAAUUCCAUUUAAUAUUGUAAGUUUACCUUUAUAUUCGGAAUUAGGUUGAUGACAAACGUGGCAACUUGUGAGAACAUUUAUAUUUUAAUACCUUUGAGCCAUCGAUCUUCAUGACCAGCGUCCAUCCACCUCUUCUGCAUACAUCAAGUUCAUGUUUGGUCAUGUGACAGUAUAGGGGAAUCUUUGCAGAUCCAACGUCACGUAACGACGCUUUAUUUUCACUAGACCUGUUAUAAAAUACCUCUUCAUUGAUUAAUCCCAGUUGGAGAUAUUUCACUCUUUUGAGUCUAUAAAAAGGCUGUUAAAGUUAGUACGCCAUGGAAAUUCGCAACUCGUGAAAGAAAUCUGUCUCAUCACAUACCCAAAGGUUGGUCGAAAUUGAAUAAUAUGUCGAUAAACAUUCUUCCUUAACCACAUAUUUCUGAUAAUUGCUUAAUCCUCUUAAGUUGGUGAUUCAUAAACUAUUCUUCCAGCUCAAGCGUUUCGUAAAUUGUCUGAGUUUUCUCUUUUUUGUUGAGCAUGUCUACUUACAAAUUUAGUUUAAUGGAUUGUUAUUAUUAUUAUUUUCUUAUCGUUAUUUUAGUUCAUUUGUCACCAUAAAUGUACCAAUUUUCACUUUUUAUUUUCUAAAAUACUGAAGAAAAUUAAGAAGCAACUCUCUUUGUUUUUUUGUUUGUGACCCUAAAGACUAGUCUCUUAAAAAUCUACUCACAAUUUCAAUAUUUAGUUUUCGUUUACAUCUCUUGUUUCGGUUUUAGCUUUAUGGAUGGCACUGAAGGAACAUUACUGAAACCCACAAUGGUAAUGUUCCAUAAUAUUGAAGCAUUCUUUAGAUUUCGUCUUCCUUAGCUAGUUAGAUUUACGUACUUCUACUCGAUAACCUGUUCGUUUUUUAGUAAACAGUUUUUGUUAUGACUGUAUGUAGACCUUGUGCUGUUGAGUAAAAAACACAUGUACAUUAUUUGUCCUUUAGUCAACUUGGGUCGUAUUUUUUAUCUUUAACACGCAAUAGUACAGUUUACUUUUCAUUUGGUAUUCGUUUGAGGUGAUGCCAUUUUACAUCUGUUUGCCAGAUAUGUUAUAGAAAUCUCGUUUAAAUUUGUGGAAGAUGGAAACUGUGUUUACGACUGCAGUUGACUAACGUGCAAUUAAAAUUUAAAAAAUUAGAGUAUCCUUUUUCUCAUAUACUUACAAGUUCUUGGCAUAGAUUUCCUUGCACGUUGAAGCUGUGGGACCGAAAAUAAAACGAUAUAUUUAAAGCGGGUUAUUUUUAAAAAGAAGACGUUCAACAACAUUCUGUUAGAAACACUUUGAGAUACGAGGUAUUUUUCGUGGUUUGCAUUCAGGUCAAUGACUCCUGAAGUCUCGAACUAUUUGAUAAUAAAUUAAAUUCAUCUCAAAACGCUGUUCAGAGAAUCUCCUAUACCGUUAGAAGAAGAAGGCUGUAGCAUUUCAAUUAUCUGAUCCAAUUUUUUAUCGAUUUUUUUGAUUGCUUGGGUUGUUUCAGAGUUAUGUCCGUUGUACAGGUUGCAGACAAGUGUUUUGUCAUCGGUACUUUUCGUUCCAUUCGUUGCAUUUGCCGUGAGCAACAGAGAAAAAGCUAAAAUGAACCAAAAUCUCAUCUUUCGACUAAUGUUUGCUGUGUUGAAGCGUUUGUUAUCGAGUAAACUACAAUAUUCUGUACUGUUCCUUGAACCGGAAUACUUUUGCUCGAUCACAAUGCUGUCUCUUUUUUCAGUUUAGUUUUGACUCGUAUUAAAGACAAGAAAAUUUUCCAGUCGAAAUAUUGAUUAAUUAAUUGCGUGGUUCAUCAUGCCCGGUUAAACACGGCGGUGAAAUCUAAACAAUAUUAAAGCGCCAGCAGUUUGAAAGGUACAUAUGUGAUAAUGUUCACGAAGAGCUGUUGAAUUCUUUGGAAGUAACUUAUAGAGAUAAAAAAAAGUUAUGGUUAAAGACACACACCGUGCUUUUGUAUAUAUUUUGACAAUAGCAUAAGGCUCUGUCAAGAGCCAUAAUGGCCUUUGGCUCUGUACAGUGCCUUUUAUUGUUCCUUUACUUAUAAAGACAAAGCAAAAAAACAACAAAAAAUCGUAAAACGACAAGUGACUUCAAGGUUUGAAAUAGGGAAGUUAAGGGUCUCGACGGUUUACAAAGCAAGUCGUGAGUUAUUUUGUAAUUAUUGUUUCUGUUAAAGACGUCAAUUUAACGGCGUCAUGUUUUGUUUUUGUUGGAAGUCAGAUUUUCUCGAAUGCGGCUGUCUCUUGCUCUUUCUAAAAUCACUACAUGGUUGACUGGAUGGAAAGACUUAAGCUCUCGUUGGGGCGGGGGUUGGGAGGGGGGGCUCCGGUAAGAGGAAAAGGAGAGACCUCGUUUACCCAUACCUCUGCCCCUCAUCCCUGAUAGCUUGCUGGCAAUCUAGACAGUUAUAAGAGGGAAAGAGAAAACAAGAAAAAGAAAGGGAUAGAGGCAAUAUGAAAACAGUUUGGACUAUGCAUACGGAUUUAGAUUGGCACCAUGCCAUUACGUUCUUGUGGAUAAUUAUCAUAUUAAACUGAUAGUUCAAUAAAUGUGUUAUUUGCGGUUGAGCUGUACAGAGGGUCGUAUAGGGUAGUUGGGGGGGGGGGGAGUCUCUCGCACGGUUCACGAACAGAAAAAAACAGCGAAUCACGGAUCACGGCUAUCAAAAUUUCAUGUACAGGUUUGUCCCACUUGUAAAAUUUGCAGAGAAAUAAGUCGCCUUCUGUAGCUUGAAAACAAACCAAAAAAACUAACAAGUACACCGUAUUUAAUAGCGCAUGCGCUCAGCCAAGAUUUCCUUUUCUUUUUUUAUCUAGUUAGUAAAGAUAAGCAUGAAAUCUAGUGGGUUUUUUUUCUAUUGCCUGUGUCGCACAGGCAUUUUCUCUGUGUAAAAACUACCGUCAUGAGCUUGUAUUUUUAGUUUAGAGCUACUGAUGAUAUCAGGAAUUGUUUGAUUUCUUUGUCACUGACUCACUUUUUGCAAAUUGACCAACCCGAAUCCACCGGCAUUAGUUAUGUCAAGUUCUCGAUGUAGGUACGCGUGGUAGUAUUUAAAAUUAAUAAAAACAUGCAAAAGGUUCAGUUAAGGGGCACACCAUAAAUGAGUGAUUGUUAAGCUUAAGUUCGCUUUAAAGAUUUUUAGACCUUUGUGAUAACAAUGUGGUCAUUCACAGGGUUGGGAUCCACGUCCCCUUGAAGAGUUGCUUUGUGGUAUUUCGAGUUUAACAUUGUCUAAGACAAUAUGAUGGUUACAUUCUUAGAAGAGGUUACGGACGUUGGAAUUGUGGUCAGACAUUUAUUUCGAAAAUCAGAAAGUCUUUUUAUGCUUGGAAAUCAGGGAGUGUGAUUAUUCAUUAAACGGCUGCCACCACCGAUGCAGAGGAUUGUUGACACUCUUGCUUUAAGGUAUUUAAGGAAGAUUUCUUUUCAAUACACCGACGUCGACAAAGGAGUCUAGUGUAAAUGUCAACCCGUUUAUAUAAAGUAGUGUACACCGGACGGUGUACUUCCUUGUAAAUAUGAGAAUCUAGGUUAGCAGGUGAGAAUAAUGUGCGAAUCUCUCACCUUUUAGUAGAUUAGCUCUCCUAUCGACGGACUUAAUAAAAUCUGAUCAAGCUGAGAAACACCGAGAACAGUGAUUCAUACUAGAAGGGGAGUGUUAAAUGUUUGGUCAUGGAUAUUGUUUCUGUGAGGUGGAAAGGAAGAGGUCUCCCUAUGUUAGUUGUUCACCUUCCAUUGAAGUAUAGCUUUUAUACUAUUUUAAUACAACGCUUUUUUUGCGGGUUGGCCAAAUGUUACUUUUUGAACCGAAAUGUGUCGAAACUCUUUAUUUCUCAUUGAUUUCAUUGGAACCCUAAAUGUCGCAGCCCUUUUGUUUUCGCGCUAUGUUCCAUUCUUGAAUAGGUUUGUACGGUAAUUUUUUUUUCAGCGAAUCGUGUGAGGCUUUGUUACGUACGGCAUUGAUUGGCCUUUUUUUUUCCCCGAAUUCUUGCUGAUUCCUGUUACCUUGUAACCGUCAAUUAUCAUGAAAAGUUAAUGACGUUGACACAAGGUUGACCAAAAUCCAAGUUAUUCAAUUACUCGUUAUUAUUACAAGUUAUUCAGUUAUUCGUCUUUGUUGGCUUAGUGCAAAGUUGUAUUUCAUCCCAGUCUUACAAAGUCCCUUAUUCUAGAUUCACUUUUUAAUCCGCUUUUUUACAGCAAUCAACAGUUACUUAGUUCCAUUUCAUUAAGGCUGUUUGAAGGCUGUUUCUUCGUAUUACAACUGUUAUUGAACCAAGAUGUAUCCCAUAGCUUUCAUGCUCUGGUCGCCAUUAUCUGUUUCGUCUUUAUCAGCUUCGUUACCACAUGUAUUGGAGUCAUUAGGAUACCCUCCAGUGCCAAACCCGAUCCUGGAGUCACAGCUGUUACAGUCAUUUUCUCUGUUGCUAUAGAUACCAAUUCUCGCUUUGCUGUGUCGGCUAGAACUCAGUACGUUGAAUCCUUCCUUGUUGCAAUUGGGUUGUAAAGAGGCCCGAGACCCAAUGAGCUUCUUCCACGUGUUACGGCCCAGUGAAGUAGCUCGGUAUUUGCCAUCUGCGAUCAGUGAAUACAGGGAUCUGGCUUGAUGGUUGAUGACAACAGAGGAGAACUUGUGACCAACCCUCAUUCCAAGACAGAUCUUGUUAAACGGUGUGUUCCAAUAAGUCGGUAACUUGGUCUCGCGAGUGUCCAACCCAGUCUUCCCUCCUGGAAGAUUGAAGUCGACUGUGUUGCUCCAGAGAUUGGAAUUGUAGUGAAAGGUUUUCUGGGUGCAUUUGAAAAAGAAAAACACCAUUUAUAUAAAUUACUAUCGCUUUGCAGUUUUAUCUUUUCGACAAAUAGGGUACAGUCACAUCUUGUUGUUUACUAAUUUUGUCCUCGGAUAUUAUUCUCUUAGUACCUUGUCUAGUACUCAUGACUUAUAGUGAAUUGAUACAUCAUUGAGCUAACUCUUUUUAAACCUACACGUACUAGAUUCCCUUCCCCCUCCCCCCUCGGCUUAGACUCUUGACUUGCACUGUAAGUUAUCGUUUAUAGUGGGAAUUAGAAGGUGCCAGUUCAAAUUACUUGUGAGAAUAUUUAACGUUUGAUACCUUUGAGCCAUCGAUCUUCAUGACCAGCGUCCAUCCACCUCCUCCGCAUGCAUCAAGCAGAUGUUUGGUCAUGUGACAAUAUACGGGAAUCUUUCUGGAUCCAACAUCAAGCAAAUAUGCUUUGUUUCCUUUGGACCUGAUGAAACAUACAACUUCAUUGGUUCACCUCAGCAUGCGUGAUAUUUCGCUUAUUUGGGAUUGGAGAAGGCUGUCUUAUUAAGGGCGCAAUGGCAAUUGAGAGCUUUCCCGAAAAGAAAUUAUCUGCCCUAUGGAGAAGACAUCAUAUGGGCUGUGAAGAAAUCGCAAGGUUUGGUCGACUGUAAAUAAUUUGAGAAUUUUGAUUAACGUUGUCAUUACUGACUUUGUCCACGGGCAGAACUCCUCUUUACCGUCUCUUUUGCCUUCUCGUCUCAUUAUUUUUUAGCGCGCCGGCGUCGCGCCUAACUUAACUAUCCUUCCAGCUUGGGCCUAAAUUCACUGAGUUUUCUUAUUUCGUGCCCUUUUUCUCCCAACACUAGUGAUCGGUAUUUUAGUUUAUUUUUACCCAUAAUAUAAUAAUAAUUUCCACAAUUUUAUUCUGUUUUUGUUUGCUAUCUUGAAGUCUAGAUUCUUAAAGACAUGUGAUGUAUUUCAAGAUUUAUUUUAGUGUUUUUAUAAUUUUUUUGAUAUCUAACGUUCUAAUGUUUACCCAGUAACUUUAGUUUUUGUUAAAACAAUUUUCGUGAUUAUUUGAUAUAAUCCUUGUGCUGUCAAGCCAAAACAAAGUGUAGAUCAUUUGAACUUGGUGGAUCUCAAUUCUCUCCGUUUUUUUUUUCAACACGCAAUAGUGCACGUCAUUUCAGCAUACUCGCGUCUUGGAAAUUUUGUUUUGUCUCGACUGAUGAAGGAAAGUAGAUUUUUUCGAUAAUAUUUUUUGGCUUAGCUUCGUGUCUACAAAGGAGAAAAGUGCUUCGGAGUAUGAAGUGGAAUAGUGUAUCGUAAAUCUUCUAUAUACGUACAAUUUCUUGUCGUAAAUCUCCUUGCAUGUUGUAGCUGUUGAGAAUAAGAAAAUGAUAUUAGCCAUAUCAAGACCACGUACAAGGAACAUUUUAAAACUGAUUCCAAGACGGCCGUUGAUUAGUUAACACGUUUACAUUAUUGUAGGCGACACUGAAAGGACCCUAUCUCAAUGAUACCGUGAGCAUUAAGUUUUAUGUUUUAGUUUACCACACCGUCGCAGGGGCGGAUCUAGGGGGAGGGUGCAGGGGGUGCGCACCCCCCCCUCCCCCCGAGAUGACCUGCGGUUUUCUAAUACAACUGGUAUUCCGCAACAAAAAAAAACUAUGUGGUUUAUUGGUGUUGAAGUAGAGCAAGAGACGAGUGCACCCCCUCCUAAAAAAAAUCCUGGAUCCGCCCCUGCGUCGGCUUCCUUAAAUUGCUUAUGCAUUACUACUAAUUCAGCCAAAAAUAUAUAAAGGCAAGAACCAAAAACUUUCUAAGGCGAAUUGCAAAAUGUCUUCGUCACUAGUCAAAUUGAAUGUCCUCACAUUUCAGUGAGUGUGAGUAAGGUUAGAAUCUUUUUAGUUUUACGACAAAAUAAAUAGGAAACUGCAUUGUGUGUCAGAAUGAAUUGUGGAGAAAACGUUCUUACCUGGAGUAGGAUUUGCUGGAGUAGAAGGCUGUAGCAGUUUAAUUAGCUGGUCUAAUUUUUUUGAUAGUUUUUCAUCAAGUUUCUUGAGAGCCUCGCUAGUUUCAGCGCCCUGUCCAAUGUACUGAUUGCAUACAACUGUCUCACCGUUUUUGUCGGCGCGAACUACAUGUGUGUUGCUGGUAAUGUUGGCCCCAUUCGCUGCGCAUUGCGCGAAAAUUACAAAGAAAAAUGCAGUAAGCCAAAGUUUCAUUGCGUUAUCUUGGUAAAUGGGUGAACUGCACUGCAAUAUUUCUCCAAAAUUCCCUUCAACAGAAUAACUCAAACUGUAUGAGGUUGUCUCACUUAUUGACCUGAGAUUCGGCUUGUGGGGAGACUAGAAAAUUUUCCAGUAGGGUUGUUAAGUAAAUAAUUGCCAUUCAAAAUACUUAAACCGCAGAAAACUAAAGAGGUGCUAUGUAAAAAACUUAUCAAAUAUUUUUUAGAAAGAAAGAAGUUAUAAAAAAGAUUAGUAUUUCCUUGCAGUAACUCUUAGAAAUCAAAGUGCGACGGCCAACAGAAUGCCUUUUAUUUUACUGCCCCGCUGCUUGAGUUUGUUUUUCUUUAAUAAUGCGCUGAAGGCGAGUAAGUUAACUGUCGUGAAUAUUUUACAGAGCUUGAAGUAUAUUUCAAAGUUGUUAAAAAAAACGUCGACGUUAUUAUAUGUUAAUCCCAGGAAAAAAUGCACAUUGUAACAGCUGAAAUUGUAUCACUGCGCUCUGUUUUGAAGACAAUUUUGAAAUUAUACUAAUUGGUUUUACAUAUAAUUGUUUGAAUCUUUUGUUUGCAAACGUUGACAAGUUAAACAUCAAACAAGAAAAGAUGAAUACCUUGAGGUGGUUCUUUUUCCUGCGGAAUUUGAGACCUCAGCUCUUCCCUUUGAUUUCGCAACAAGGUUAUUCUUCAUUUAGUUAUUUUUUUUACUUUCGCAAAUGCCUUAAUUCUCUUCUUUUAGUAGCAACUCUGUUGGAGGCAACUGGUCUUUUUUUAACUUAUUCCAUCCUGGAGUUAAAUGAUUCUCGAUUCAGACUACCGCAUGUCAUGCGUGACUGACAGUUUGUAAACUACGUAAAAGAUAUAAGCCUGGAGGAACUCAACCGAAGUAAGAUUGCAUAAUUCUCUCAGACGGAAGAAGAUAUUGUUUGUUUUUGAUAAUUUAUCCUACUUUUUCACAUAAUAAACCUGUUACUACUUUUGGGUUCUGGCGAUAAAAAGUUGGACAAGUUAAAUGACUGAGUAUUCAGUGUAUAUAAUGGUUUAUUUUUCCAUCAAACUUUAUUCUAGCGGGGUCUACAUAGGGUGUCUUUUGUUUUAAUUACUUUUCUAUGCGUUGAUGUAAAUAUAAAUAAUACUGAUUAUUUGGGAAGAUUACAUUCUCUCGUGUUGUUUAACUGUUUUAUCUCAGGUGUCGAAAAUUUAUUCGGGUCAUAUCUUCUUACUGAUUUAAGUAAAAACAAAAUAAAACUGUCUACUAGAUCUUUUGUUAGUUUACUGCUUUUAAGUUUGUCCGCUUACUUGAUCUUUAAAAGUACAUGUACGUGAUACUUAUUACUUAGAGUGUAAUAAAUCUAAGCAACAGAGAUCGCUAGAAACAUAAAUAACCAUCCACCUGGUCCACAUCCAACAACAGAGGGUGGGAAAGGAGGCACUGGGUAAAGUUCUCCCCCCCCCAACCCUUUCCCCGGCCCUUCCCCCGCUUUGUUCCUUCAGCCUACUCUCCCCAAUGUUCCUUUUCUUUCAAAAAAAAAACGACAAAAAGAACGGUUAAAUGCUUUACGCGAUUGGUUUACUGAGUCAGCUUACACCCUCGCACUCAUUCCUUCCUCUUAUAUCUUAUUCACUCUCUUUGGUGUUGGCGUUUAUUGGUAUGUGCGUGAGUAUCUGUUUGUUUUUCCUGCGGGAAGUUGAAUAGAGAUCCAGUAGGAGUAAAGGGGCGCCUUCCAUUCCGGAUAUUUUGGUUAGAAAUCAAAUGGAACGGACCAUUUCGGUUCGGUCCGACCGCAAUAUUUAGGACCAGGUUUGAGGGUGGUCCACUUUGCCGGUCCGCUCAUUUCGGUCGGUCGGACCGAAAUGUUCCUUUCCAUUUGACAAAAUUGUUGACCCCAGUACCGCUCUUUUGCAUCCUGCUUAUGAGAACGAUAGACCUCUUCAGCUUGCUUGUUUUGUUUUCCCAGUACAGGUCAUGUGUUAAUACUCUAGAGAACUGUUUCUUUCAAAUCUUGUCUUAUUCAAGUGCAAAUGUAAGUAAAAUUUAUGACAAGACAAAGGGUUAAGUUCCCCAGGGACUCUAUUGGUAAAACAAAACAUACAAGGGGAAGAGGUCUAUUACCAAACGCCCGGUGGCUUUGGUCGGGUAUGUGCCACCAGAAUGUACCGUUCCUUUUGGAACGUGGAAUUUCGAAUUUUUGUUGAAUUGAAAGCGCCCAGGCUGUCACUCAAAUUUUCCUUUUAACCAUGAAAAAAAAAACACUGAACUUUAUUUGUCUAGAAUUUUAGUCACGGCUAUAAAUGGGGUCGUUCCCGUUCUCCAAUGUAUGCUACCUAGUUGCAUUCCUACACAAAAAGAUAUUAAUUCUUGCUCUUCCAAUGUCAUCGACUCACGUUUUUGAAAAGCCUUUGUUUUGCCCGUCCACGCUAAAACGAUAGAUCUUUGUUUGAUUCAAGAUCGAAAUCAACUACUGAAAACGAAAUUAUUCAGGAAAACACAAUGAUUUAUCAGCGAAACCGUGUUCAUGGCCUUACGCAAAGGUUUUAUUUUAUUACUGUCUUUCAAAAUCCCUUAUUCUAGAGUCUGCUUUAAAACUAUUAGUUAACAGCAAUUUACAGUUCCUAAGUUGCCUUAAAGCCCUUUUGAAGACUGUUUCUGCGUAUUAUGGCCCUUACUGGACUAAAAUGUAUCCCAUCGCUUUGAUGUGCUGGUCGCCGUUAUCUGCGGCUAUAGCUUCGUUGCCACACGUGUUGGAGUCAUCGUGAUACCCUCCAGUGCCAAACCCGAUCCUGGAGUCACAGCUGCUACAGUCAUUUUCGUUGUUUCCAAUGAAACCAAUUCUUGCUUUGGAGGCUUUGCUUUCGGUACCAAUUGCGUUGAAUCCUUCCUUGUUACAGUUGGUCUCUAACGAGGCCCGAGACCCAAUGAGCUUCUUCCACGUGUUACGGCCCAGUGAAGUAGCUCGGUAUUUGCCAUCUGCGAUCAGUGAAUACAAGGAUCUGGCUUGAUGGAUGAUGACAACAGACUUGAACUGCUGACCGAUCUUCAUUCCAAGACAGAUCUUGUUAAACGGUGUGUUCCAAUAAGUCGGUAACUUGGUCUCGUGAGCGUCCAACCCAGUCUUCCCUGCUGGAAGGUUGAAGUCCACUUUGUUGCUCCAGAGAUUGGAAUUGUAGUGAAAGGUUUUCUGGGUAAAUUUGAAAAAGAGAAACAUCAUUUAUAUAACUUACUAUCGCUUUGAUGUUUUAUCUAUUCGACACAUAUGGUACAGUUACAUUUUGUUGUUUACUAAUCUUGCCCUCUGAUUUUAUUCUCUUAGUUCCUUGUCUGGUACUCGUGACUUAAAAUGAAUUGAUACAUCAUUGCGCUAACUCUUUUUCAACCUACACGUACUAGAAUUCCUUUUUCCUCUUAGCUUAGACUCUUGACUUGCAUUGUAAGUUAUCGUUUAUAAUAGGAAUAAGAAGGUGCCAGUUCAAACUAAUUGUGAGAACAUUCAACGUUUGAUACCUUUGAGCCAUCGAUCUUCGUGACCAGCGUCCAUCCACCUCCUCCGCAUGCAUCAAGCAUAUGCUUGGUCAUGUGACAAUAUACGGGAAUCUUUCUGGAUCCAACAUCAAGCAAAUACGCUUUGUUUCCUUUGGACCUGAUAAAACAUGCAACUUCAUUGGUUCACCUCAUCCUGGGAUAUUUCGCUUAUAUGGGAUUAGAGAAGGCUGUCUUAAUAAGGGCGCUAUGGCAAUUGAGAAUUUCCGAAAAGAAAUUAUCUGCCUUGUCAAAGAGACAUCAUAUGAGCUGUGAAGGAAUCGCAAGGUUUGAUUUGACAAUUUGAUUAACGUUGUCAUUAUUGACUUUUUCGAUUGGCAGAACUGUUUUUUACCGUCAGUUUUGCUUUUUCGUCUUAUUACUUUUUCGUCAACUUCUGGUGUCGCGCCUAACUUAACUAUCCUUCCAGCUUGAGCGUAAAUUCACUGAGUUCUUAUAUUUCGUGGCUUUUUUCUCCCAAGGAACACUAGUGAUCGGUGUUUUAGUUUAUUUUUACACAUAAUACUGGAUCGAUUCCCGCCCUUUGUCAUCUUAAUCUUAAAAUGUUAGACAAAAAUUAAGAACCAAUUCAAAGGGGACAGAUAGCAAAUUUUUGUUGCUGUAAAUGUAUAUUAGGUCGUGACUGUUCAUCAGUGGGAUGCCUGAAAUGUUUCCAUUUCCACAAUUUUAUUCUGUUUUUGUUUGCUAUCUUGAAGUCUAGACAUAUACUGUAUUUCAAGAUUUAUUUAAGUGCUGUUAUAGUUUUUAUAUCUAAUGUUCUAAUGUUUACCCAGUAACUUUAGUUUUUGGUGAAACGAUUUUCGUGAUUAUUUGAUAUAAUCCUUGUGCGUCGAGCCAAAAACAAAGUGUAGAUCAUUUGCCUGUUGUGGAUCUUAAUUCUCUCCGUUUUUUUCAACACACAAUAGUACACGUCAGUUUCAGUAUACUCGCGCCUUGGAAAUUUCGAUUGAUGAAGGAAAGCAGAUUUUCGCGAUAAUAUUUUAUGGCUUAGCUUCGUGUCUACAAAGGAGAAAAGUGCGUCGGAAAAUGAAGUGGAAUAGUGUAUCGUAAAUCUUCUAUAUACGUACAAUUUCUUGUUGUAAAUCUCCUUGCACGUUGUAGCUGUUGAGAAUUAGAAAAUGAUAUUAGCCAUAUCAAGACCACGUACAACGAACGAUUUAACACUGAAUGCAAGACGGCAGUUAAUUAAUUAACGCGUUUACAUUAUUGUGGGCGACACUGAAAGGACCCUAUCUCAAUGAUACCGCGAGCACUAAGUUUUAUGUUUUAGUUUACCACACCGUCGGCUUCCUUAAAUUGCGUAUGCAUUACUACUAAUUCAGCCAAAAAUAUAUGAAGGCAAGAACCAAAAACUUUCUAAGCCGAAUUGCAAAAUGUCUUUGUCACUAGUCAAAUUGAAUGUCCUCACAUUUCAGCGAGUGUGAGUAAGGUUAGAAUCUUUUUAGUUUCAUGACAAAAUAAAUAAGAAACUGCACUGUGAGUUAGAACGAAUUGUGGAAAAAACGUUCUUACCUGGAGUAGGAGAAGGCUGUAGCAGUUUAAUUAGCUGGUCUAAUUUUUUUGAUAGUUUUUCAUCAAGGUUCUUGAUAGCCUCGCGAGUUUCAGCGCCCUGUCCAAUGUACUGAUUGCAUACUACCGUACCACCAUUUUUGUCGGCGCGAACUAUGUGUGUGUUGUUAAUGCUGGCCCCAUUCGCUACGCAUUGCGCGAAAGUUACAAAGAAAAAUGCAGUAAGCCAAAGUCUCAUUGCGGUUACUUGGUAAGUGGGUGAACUGCACUGCAAUAUUUCUCCAAAAAAUUUCCUUUAACAGAUUAACUCGUGCUAUAUGAGGUUGUCUCAUUUAUUGACCCUGGUUUGUAGAUAGACAAGGAAAUUUUCCGGUAGGGUUAUUAAGUAAAUAAUUUCCAUUCAAAACACAUUAACUGGUGAAAACUAAUGAGGUGCUGUCUAAAAAAUAAUACUGAUAAAAUAUUUCUUAGAAAGAAAGAAGUUGUAAAGAAAAAUUAGUAUUUCCUUGCAGUAACUCCUAGAAAUCAAAGUGCGACGGCCAACAGACUGCCCCGCUCCUUAAUUUUUUUUUUCUUUAAUAAUGUGCCGAAGGCGAGUAAUUAUAAGUUAACUGUCGUGAAUAUUUACAGAGCUUGAAGUAUAUUUCAAAGUUGUUGCAAAAAAAAACGUCGACGUUAUUAUAUGUUAAUCCCAGGAAAAAAUGCACAUUGUAACAGCUGAAAUUGUAUCCACUGCGCUCUGCUUUGAAGACAAUUUUGAAAUUAUACUAGUUGGUUUUACAUAUAAUUGUUUGAAUCUUUUAUUUACAAACGUUGACAAGUUAAACAUCAAACAAGAAAAGAUGAAUACCUUGAGGUGUUUUUUUCCUGCGGAAUUUGAGACCUCUUCACUUUGAUUUCGCAACAAGGUUAUUCUUCAUUUAGUUAUUUUUUUUACUUUCGCAAAUGCCUUAAUUCUCUUCUUUUAGUAGCAACUCUGUUGGAGGCAACUGGUCUUUUUUUUAACUUAUUCCAUCCUGGAGUUAAAUGAUUCUCGAUUCAGACUACCGCAUGUCAUGCGUGACUGACAGUUUGUAAACUAUAUAAAAGACAUAAGCCUGGAGGAACUCAACCGAAGUAAGAUUGCAUAAUUCUCUCAGACGGAAGAAGAUAAUGUUUGUUUUUGAUAAUUUAUCCUACUUUUUCACAUAGUAAACCUGUUACUAAUUUUGGGCUCUGGCGAUAAAAAGUUGGACAAGUUAAAUGACUGAGUAUUCAGUUUAUAUAAUGGCUUAUUUUUCCAUCAAACUUUAUUCUAGCAGGGUCUACAUAGGGUGUCUUUUGUUUUAAUUACAUUUCUAUGCGUUCGUGUAAAUAUAAAUAAUACUGAUUAUUUGGGAAGAUUACACUCUCUCGUGUUGUUUAACUGUUUUAUCUCAGGUGUCGAAAAUUUAUUCGGGUUAUAUCUUCUUACUGAUUUAAGUCAAAACAAAAUUAAACUGUCAGCUGAAUGUUUUGUUAGUUUUACUGCUUUUAAGUUUGUCCGCUUACUUGAUCUUUAAAAGUACAUGUACGUGAUACUUAAUACUUAGAGUGUAAUAAUUCUAAGCAGUAGAGAUCGCUAGAAACAUAAAUAACCAUCCACCUGGUCCACAUCCAAUAACAGAGGGUGGGAAAGGAGGCACUGGGUAAAGUUUCCCCCCCCCCAACCCUUUAAAUUCCUUCAGCCUUUUCAGAAACAAACGACAAAGAGAACGGUUAAAUGCUUUACAGGAUUGGUUUACUGAAUCAGCUUGCUCUCUGGCAGUCAUUCCUUCCUCUUAUAUCUUAUUCACUCUCUUUGGUGUGGGCGUUAAUUGGUAUCUUCGUGAGUGUUUGUUUGUUUUUCCUGUGGGAAAUUGAAAGGAGAUCCUCUCAUUUCGGUCGGUCGGACCGAAAUGUCCCUUUUCAUUUGACAAAAUUGUUUUCUCCAGCUCCGCUCUUUUGCGUUCUGCUUACAAGUAUAAUAACCAAAUCCGCGGUGGCUUGGGUCGGGUCUGUGCAACCGGAAUAUACCGUUCCACUGGGCGCGUGGAAUUUUCGAAAUUUCAAACCGGAAUUUUUAUGGAAUGGAAAGGGCCCAGGCUGUCACUCAAAUUUUCCUUUUAACGAUGCAAAGAAAAACCACUGAACUUUAUUUGUCGAGAAUUUCAGUGAUAUAGAUCGGAUCGUUCUCGUUGUCGAAUGUAUGCUACCUUGUAUUCCUACACAAAAACAUAUUGAUUCUUGCUCUUUCAAUGUCAUGUACUCACAUUUUUGAAAACCCUUCGUUUUGCCCGUCCACGCUAAAACGAUGGAUCUCCGUUUAAUUCAAGAUCGAAAUUACUACGAAACUACUACGAAAUUAUUGAGGAAAACACACUGAUUUAUCAGCGAAACCGUCUUCAUGGCCUUACGCAAAGGUUUUAUUUUAUCACAAUCUUACAAAAUCCUUUAUUCUAGGUUCUACUUUAAAACUUCUUGUUAACAGCAAUUUACGUUUUCUAAGUUGCUUUUAUGUCCAGUGAAGACUGUUUCUGCGUAUUAUGGCCCUUAUUGGACUAAGAUGUAUCCCAUCGCUUUGAUGUGCUGUGCGCCAUCGUUGCCACACGUGUUGGAGUUCAUCGUGAUACCCUCCAAUGCCAAACCCGAUCCUGGAGUCACAGUUGCUGCAAUCGUCCUCUUUGUUUCCAAGGAUACCAAUCCUUGCUUUAGACCAGUCCUUGUAGGUACAAACUACAUUGAAUCCUUCCUUGUUACAGUUGGGUUGUAAAGAGGCCCGAGACCCAAGGAGCUUCUUCCACGUGUUACGACCCAGUGAAGUAGCUCGGUAUUUUCCAUCUGCGAACAGUGAAUAGAGGGAUCUGGCUUGAUGGUUGAUGACAACAGACUUGAACUGCUGACCGAUCUUCAUUCCAAUACAGAUCUUGUUAAACGGCGUGUUCCAAUAGAUCGGUAACUUGGUUUCGUGAGUAUCCAACCCAGUCUUCCCUCCUGGAAGAUUAAAGUCGACUUUGUUGCUCCAAAGUUGAGAUCUUGUAGUGAAAUGUUUUCUGAAAAAAAAACAAAAAAAAAACGGUUAACUCAUUUAGAAAGAGUACUAUCACUUUGCUGUUUUCUCUGUUUGAGAAAUAUGAUACAGUCUCGCCUCGGUUUUCACUGGUCUUGUUGCCAAGUCCUCACAUAUUAUUCUGUUCUUACUUUGUCUGUUACUACUUACAAUGAAUUGAGUUAAAACUUUUCAAACCUACACGUAAUAGAUUCCCUUUCUUUCAUUUGACGUGGACUCGUGACUUACAUUGUAAGUUCACCUUUAUAUUGGGAAUUAGGUGAUGACAAACGUGGAAACUUGUGAGAACAUUUAACUUUUAAUAGCUUUGAGCCAUUGAUCUUCAUGACCAGCGUCCAUCCACCUCCUCCGUAUGCAUCAAGCCCAUACUUGGUCAUGUGACAGUAUACAGGAAUUUUUGCAGAUCAAACAUCAAGCAAAUACGCUUUAUUUUCACUGGACCUGUUAAAACAUACCACUUUAUUGAUUACUCCAAGUUUGUUUGUUUGUUUGUUUCUGUUGAAGUUAGGACGCCAUGGAAAUUCAGAAUUCUCAUAAAAGAAAUCUGUCUUAUCAGAUAAGCAAUGUUUGGUCGAAAUUGAAUAAUAUUAUAAAACAUCCACGGGCGUUGUUAUUGCUGACUUUGUCGAUAAGGAGGACUCUUCUUUACCGCCAUAUAUAUAAUAAAUUACUCAAUCUUCUUACGUUAGUGAUUCGUAAACUAUAUCUUUUCAGCUUGAUCAUUUCGUAAAUUGUCUGAAUUUUUCAGUCUUUUUUAUAUAUUCUUUUAACUAUUUUUUCUUAUUGUUUCCUUAACAUUUUCUUAUCGGUAUUUUAGUUCAUUUGUAACCAUUAAUGCACCAAUUUUCACUUUUUAUUUUCUAAAAUACUGAAGAAAAUUUACAAGCAAUUCUCUGUGUUUUUCGUUUGUAAACUUAAACACUAGUCUCUUAAAUGUCUACUCUAAAUUUCAAGAUUUAGUGUUGAGGGCUUUUCAGUAGCGCUGCAAUGUUCGCUUACAUCAUGACUUAUUUCGUUUUUUGUGGUUGGAAAUGAAGGAACAUUACUGAAAUCCAAAUAGUAAUUUUCCAUAGUAUAGAUCGUUUUCACUGUCACGCAACAAAAAAAUAAAUUGAAAACCGUCCAGUGGAAGAAGCCAAGAAAACGAUAUGUUAUAAAAGACUAAUUUUUAAACAAUUUGUCCAAGUCUCAGGUCUUUUUGGCCCACAGUUUCUGAGUUAUUUGCCGAAACGUUUCACGCAUCUUUGUAGAGCUUUGUAUGGAGACGCCAUAUUGGUGCACAGUUUUGGUGCACCAAUAUGGCCGCCGAAAACCAACAAAAACAUCAGGAGUUCACUUGUUCUAUAAAAGCUCCUUCUUUUCACUCGAGAACUAGCAUACGUACGCAUAAACAUAUCUUCUAAUACUUGAAAAGGUUAUACUGCUGAAAAUCAAGAGAAGAGACUUUUUUCAACGAGACAACAUUCCUAUUUUGGUGUCACGCACUCUGAAAACUCGGAAGUUCAAAUUGCUGUAUUUUCGAAAUGAAACAUACUAUGGGACUGAAAACUUGUACAAAGAUUAACUUUUUGUUUAUCUUCAACCUAGUGUAAAUAAGAAUUCGUAAAACCUCGCUAUUUUGACUUUACAAUUUGAUGACGUCACUGUGAAAACCAUCUAUUGAAGCAUUCUCUAGAUUUCCUCUACCUAGCUAGCUACAUAAAUUUACGUACUCAGUUUACUCUGUAACCAGUUUGUUUUUCUGUACUGAAAUACUUUUUGUUAUCAAUGGGUCCAGACCUUGUGCUGUUGAGUCAAAAACAAAUGUGCAUUCUUGGUCCUCUAGUUCUUGAGCUUAUCUUAAACACGUGAUACGACACGUUCUAUUUCACCUGGUAUUCUUUUUUUGGAUCUUUUUAAGAUUCAAUUUAAACGCUUUUAUUGUAUGGAGUUUCUUUUUGCGUUAAUUUGUUGAAAAGUUGGAAACUGUGUUUACGAUUGGAGUUAACUUACGUGUAAUUAAAAUGAGAACAAUUAGAGUAUCCUUUGUCUCAUAUACUUAUAAGUUCUUGGUAUAGAUUUCCUUGCACGUUGAAGGUGUCGGACCGAAAAUAAAAUGAUAUAAAUCGUGUUAGUUGUAAAAAGAAGACUUUCCACACCAUUCUGUCGGAGGUACUUUCAGAUAUGGGAUAUUUUUCAUGGUUUGUAUUCAGUUUAAUCACUCCUGAAGUCUCGAACUAUUUAAUCAGAUAACGCUGUUCAAAGAAUUUCUUACCAGUAUUAGGACAAGGCUGUAGCAUUUCAAUUAUCUUAUCUAGUUUUUUGUCGAUUUUCUUGUCCGUUGUACUGGUUGCAGACAAAUGUUUUGCCAUCGGUACUUUUCGUUCCAUUCGUUGCGUUUGCCGUGAGCAACAGAGAAAAAGCUAAAAUGAACCAAACUCUCGUCUUUCGAUUAAAGUUUGCUGUAUGGAAGCGUUUGUUAUCGAGUAAACUACAAUAUUCUGUAACGUUCCAUUAACCGGAAUACUUUUACUCCCCAAGGCUGAGUCUCUUUUUUUAGCUUAGUCUUGUCUCGUAUUGAAGACAAGAAAAUUUUCCAGUCGAAAGAUUAAUUAAGUAAUUACCUGGUCCAUCAUAUCCGUUUAAAAUGACGGCGGUGAAAUCUCACCUAUAAGCGCUAGCAGUGUGAACGCUAAAUUUGUAGUAAUGUUCAGAGUAGACGAAAAUUGUGCUUGAAGGCUCACCCCGUGCUUCUGUAUAAAUUUUGUCUGUAGCAGACGGCUGUUUAUAGCCGUGCCUCAGUUCCUUUACGUAUAAAGACAAAGCAGAAAUUUCAUAGAAUGAUAUAUCACUUAAAGCAUUGGAAAUACGGAAGUUAAGGGUCUCGACCGUUUACAGCUUAAGUCGUGAAUUAUUUUGAAAUUUUUCCUUCAUUUAGACAAGUUUUUUUUAACUUCGUUACGUGUUUUUGCUGUAAUUGAGAGUUUCUCCAAUGAAUUUAUGGCUUGCUGUUUAAUCACUACAUGGAUGACUGGCUAAGGAUACAUCAGACAUUUGUGUGCUGGAGCAGAGUAGGGAGGGGAGGGUAAGGAGAAACUCUUCUUUUCCCCUGAACCCCGGUCUCCCCGAGAGCUUGCUCACGUGACCUCUGCAGCCAGGAUAACCAAGAGAGUGAUCGCUCCAAUGUUGCGUUACUCUCUGUGGGAAUUACCGGGUUUUUCGUACAUUUUUAAUCGUUUUAAAAAAGCAUGAAUAUAUUUGCGGAGAAAUAUUUUCUCCUGAUAUUCGUUUAUGUGGAGGAAAGAGAUGCGACUAAGUAACCUACAGAGGUUGUGUUUCUUAUUUAUCCAUUUAAUGUUAUCUUUUUUCUGAUAUUAUCACAAAUCCGCUUUUAUUUUUUAUGGCUCUCUGAAAUGCAGCUGUUUUGCUGAUAAUGGCAAUUUACCAUUUUCACACUACCCAUAAUACACCUCACUGUAUGCCCUCGUAAGGAUUUCCUUUGGACGUCUGUUAUACCCAGGAAAAAUUGAAAACAACGGUUAAUAUGCAAAACUUUGUAAACUGAAGGGUGUUUAAUGGGCAAUACAAAAAUGGUCAAUGUGAACAGUUUGGACCGCGAGUUCCGAUUUAGAUAUUUAAUUUGGCUCUUUUACUCCCAGCUAUGCAAAGAAUAGCUUUCUGAGGCCGGAUAACUAUGACAGUGAAUAUGUGCAAUUCGUGUGUUAUUUGCUGUUGAACUGUUCGUGAAACAGUCGCAUUUGAUAGCUAUUACGCUCAAGCAUGAUUUAUUCGCACAGUCUUUUCGAAUGGUUAAUGACAGUAAGCAUGAAAACCUGUAGGAUUAAUGGUCUGUCCGAAGAGGCAUUCUCUUUGUAAAAUUCGAUGUGUAAAGACUCCAUUCAUGAAUCUGUAUUUUUAGUGUAAAGCAGCUUAUGAUAUCAGAAGUUGACUAAGCUGAAGGAAUAUUAAUUUUUGCCACUGUUGCUUUUUGCGAUUGUGACUGAGAUCUCGCGCUAAGUGUAACAAUGUGGUUAUUCCCGGUGUAGAGAUCCAAGUCCCCAUAAACACCUCCUGCUGGUGAUUCGCCUCAUGUCCAACGAGUUUAACAUUAAAGGGAUUUAGAGUUUACGACAAAAAAAAAACGGCAAACGUCAGAUUCAAAUUGGGAAAUUCUCAAAAUAUCUUAAAACAAUUCUUAAGGAUAAACUGGCGUGAAUUUUCUGGGGUUUUUUUUUGAAGUUACAAUGAACAGUAAGCGAAAAGUAUAGGAAAACAUUGGUCACUUGGUGCAAAUUUAUGUUUUUAUUUUUUCAACGUGUUUCAACCAGUUCACGUGUUUAGAACCGGCCAUUGUAAAGGUUAUUCAGGAAUAUGAACAUGAAAGUCACGUAUAUAAUUUUUUGUGGGUAUAUUUUGUUGAGGAGCGCAAAACUGCAAGGCAUACCACUGCUUAGGGAAGCUAAUGGUGUUCCCUUGACGAUAGUGUGAUUGAUAAGGAGAAAGUAUAGUGGCGUCACUCAGUUGCGUUUGAGAACAAUGAAAUAAUUCAAACAAAAACUAGACCCUGAGCGAUCGUACUUCUUUCCUCACAGACACGCGCGGCGAGCGAAAAAGUGAAAUUAUGCAAAUGAAGUUAAAAAGCGGGAGAAAUUGGGGCAAGCUUGGGCAGAGAGAGUCCUUUUUCCUCUUGGCACGGGCUUCCGCCCUCGUUCCUCACGACUUCGCCGCUCACCCCUGCUCUCGAUCUUUUGUGACUCAAAAAGAAAGUGAAGAGACUGUUCUCAGUCUAGCAAAAAUGUACGUGCGCGAGUUUUUGUGACCAGAGACGAUACUUGUUUACUCUAAGUGAUACAGAGACUGAAGCAUAAUAAAGAAAGAAACUUUCUGGCCUUUUCAAUUGAGGAUUUUAUUUCAUCUCAUUCUUACAAAUCCCUUAUUCUAGAUUCAAUUUUUAACCGAUUUCUUAGUUGCAUUUAAAGGCCGUUCGUUCUGCGUUCUGCAGAACUUAUUGAACCAAGAUGUAUCCCAUAGCUUUGAUAUGCUGGUCGCCAUUAUCUGGCCGGGCUGUAGCUUCGUUGCCACACGUGUUGGAGUCAUCACCGUACCCUCCAGUGCCGAACCCGAUUCUGGAGUCGCAGCUGUUACAAUCAUUUUGCUCGUUACUAAUGAUACCAAUUCUCGCUUUGCUGUGUGCGGUACUGGCACCUAUGGCAUUGAAUCCCUCUUUGUUACAGUUGGGUUGUAAAGAGGCCCGAGAGCCAAUGAGAUUCUUCCACGUGUUUCGGCCCAGUGAAGUAGCUCGGUAUUUGCCAUCUGCGAUCAGUGAAUACAGGGAUCUGGCUUGAUGGUUGAUGACAACAGACUUGAACUGCUGACCGAUCUUCAUUCCAAGACAGAUCUUGUUAAACGGUGUGUUCCAAUAAGUCGGUAACUUGGUCUCGUGAGUGUCCAACCCAGUCUUCCCUCCUGGAAGAUUGAAGUCGACUUUGUUGCUCCACAGUUUAGAAUUGUAGUGAAAGGUUUUCUGAUUGAAUUAAUAAAGAAAACAUCAUGUAAGUUAUUCAGCUAACGCACUAUCGCUUUUCUCCUUUAUAAUUUGACAAAUGUAAUAUCAGCAUAUAUAUCGUGGUCUUCGCUGCAUUGAUAAAUCAUCGAGCUAACAGUUAUCAAGCCUACACUUACUAGAUCCACUGUUACCCUCUUUGUUGACCUUAAUAAUAGUCUGAAUUUAAGUGACAGACCGACAGAACUGCUUGUGAUAACAUUUAACUUUUGAUACCUUUGAGCCAUCGAUCUUCAUCACCAGCGUCCAUCCUCCUCCUCCGCAUGCGUCAAGCAUAUGCUUAGUCAUGUGACAAUAUACGGGAAUCUUUGCAGAGCCAACAUUCAGGAGGUACUCUUUGUUUCUUUUAGACCUGGUAAAAAAAAAUAAUAAUAAAACUUCAUUGGUUCACGUCAUUCUGAAGUAAUUGCCUCAUCUGGGGUGAUAGAAAGGCUGUCUUAGAAAGUGGAAAUCUAAGAAUAUCGAGUGACGCUGUAAUUGCUGACUUUGUCGAUAAGCAGAACUCUUUGUUAGCGUCUAUAUUUUUUCCCCUUGUUUAUAUUGUCACCAGUCUUUGGAGUCGCUCCUAAUUAAACUAUAAAUUACUCAGUCCUGUUAAGUUGGUGAUUCAUAUACUGUCCUUCAUCGGGAGCGUUUUGUUAAUUGUCAGUGCUUUCUUUUUUCCUGAUUUUUUUUCUCACAAACGUAGUGAUUGUUAUUUGAGUUUAUUUUACCAUUUCUGGACCAAUGUUUGCUUUUUGUACACUACAAUCAUCCUAACUGUUGGCCAAGAUUGGUUCAGUGUUUUUAUGAUUUUCAAAACCCUGAUUUUGUUCACAUAAUUUAGCUUAUAUUCUUUUCAACUUUGUGGUGUCAAAAUGAAGGAGCAUAAAACCAAAAAAGUAUAAUUUUUACAGUUUUGAUGCAUUCGUUACACACUUCUUUUCUUUUCUACAUUAAUUUACGGUUAUUUUGCCCAGAAACUUUCGUUUUUGUGUAACCGGGGAUUUUCGUCAUCAUUCAGUGAUAUAAACCUUGUGCAGAUGAGUCCAAACAUGUUUGGAUCCUUUGUCCUUUGUGUGUGAAUUCUCUUCGUUCUUUUCAAUAACGCAAAAGUACACGUCAUCUUUUACUCUUGUCUGUAGGGAGCUUGUGGGUUGUGAGUGGAAGCCGAUUUUGGCGAUAUUUUUUUCUGACAUAACUCUGUGUUUGCGACGAAAAAAGGUGUUUUGGUGUAUCUUUAACCUUCUUUACUUACAGGUUCUUGUCAUAAAUCUCCUUGCACGUUGAAGCUGUUGAGAAUAAGAGAAUGAUAUUAGCUAUAUCGUACAGGGAACUUUAAAACUGAGACCAAUUUUUGCCGUUGAUUCAAGACUCGUUUACGGUAAAGAAGACGACAAAUAGAGCCCUCUCUCAAUAAUACCGUGAGCACUGAGUUUUACUUCAUUUUUCGCAUUUUCGGCUAGUUCCGCGUUAAAUUUUUUGUGUCUUGCUACAUUUUUAAGAGCAGAAACAUCAAGGACAAGAAAAAAAAUUUCUUUGUGUUUGGUGAAAUUGAGUUAUGUUACAUUACAUUUCAUCUUAAAUGUGUCAUUAGUUUAAUCACAUCUGUGUGUUAGAACGGAAUAUAAAAAUUCUUAAAUUACCUGCAUAAGGAGAAGGCUGUAGCAGUUUUAUUAGCUGAUCGAGCUUUUCAUCGAGUUUCUUGAUAGCAUCGUUAGUUACAGCGCCCUGUCCAAUGUACUGAUUGCAUACAACUGGAUCACCAUGCCCUUUUUUUGUUGUCUUAGUCCCAUUCGCCGCGCAUUCCGCGAAAAUCACAAGGAAUGCUACAAAAAGCAAAAAUCUCAUUGCGGUAGCCUGGCAAUUGGUGAAGUGCAAUAUUUCUCCAAAGUUUUCUUGAACAGAAUGACUCAUGCUGUAAGAGGAUGUCUAAAUUUAUUGACCUGAGAUUUGGCUGGUAGCGAGACAAGAAAAUUUUCCACUCGGAUUAUUAAGUAAACAGUUGCCAUUUAGGUCAUUUUUGGUGCUAUGUAAAAUACUGAUAAAAAUCUUGUGGAAAGAAAGGUGUCUUUUGCUGAUUAUUUCAGCCCUGCUGUUAAAAUUUGCUUUAAAAUAUUAGCUGCAUGAUCAAAGGCGAGUAAGUAAAUUUUCGUGAAUAACUACAGGGCUUGAAGUUUAUUUCUAUUUGUUCAACGGAAAAAUCGACGACAAAAAGUAGAAACUCUUAAGUUGAAACAGCAGGAAUUGUAUUCACUACCGUAAUACUAUGAAGAUAAUUCUGAAAUAAUUAUACUAAAAGGCUAUAAUUAUAGUUGUCUGUGUUUAUUAUUUGCAAACUUUGAGGUGCUAUUGUUCCUACGGCAGUUGAGACCUCGACUCUUUACUUUCGUAACUAACGUCAUUCUUCCUCGACUAAUUUUCUUCCUAAAUUUUCUAGCCUUUGCAAAUGUCUUAGUUACUCUUCAGCAGCCUCUUCAAAGUACCAACCCUGGGUAUGAUAUCUUGUCUUGAAAGACUCUCGAAUGUCGUGAGACUUAUAAGAGACACUGACAAUGAAGAACUCAGCCGAAAUGACAUUCCAUGAUAACACGUGGUGAGACAAAAUACUGUUUAUUUUUUAGGGUAUUUGCAUUUUGCUUUUCACAGCAUAAACCUUGAACAUUUUGAGGCCUUGAGCUUAAGGUUGGACGUUUAAUCAGUUUAGUACUGUCUGUUGUCUGCUUUAGUACUAAUCAUGUUUUAUUGUUGAAUUAACUUUAUUGUACAGUGGAACCUCGUUAUAACGAAGGACCAAAGGACUGACAAAAUUUGUUCGCCUCAACACGGUGUCGUUAUAUCAAGGUUCUUUUUCAUAUAUUUUACUAUUACUGGGUAAAGAAAAUCGUUUGUUAAACCGAAGACUUCGUAAUAUAGAGGUUCGACUGUAGAAGUAUUUUAUCAACGUGUCGAAACCCUAUUUGGCCGAUUCCUUCCCCUGUUGUGUGACAGGUCAAUUUUCAGCUGAAGCUUUUUUAAAAAUCUUUUUUUAUCAUUUUUCAAGCUUAAUGAGUAGUUAUGCUGAAAUAAGCGCAUGCACUUAGUCGCUUGGUUUCUAGAAAUUGUAAGACAACCAUCCGGCAAACGCGCUUUUAAAAGCUAUCUCUGUUUUCCUCAGACAGAUCAAAACGUUUUUAUAAUCGGAAGUAAGUUAUUAUUGUAAAGUUGGACCUAAAUGGCUUGAAAUUGUAUUGUAAAUAAGAAGGUGAUUUUGCAAGUUUAAUAUUCCAAUCAUGAAUAAAUUUGAAAUCAGUUUAAUUGCUUUUUACUAUCAGACACCUUUCAUGAAGACCUUCACUUUUCUUUUUGUUCUUUGUGUAUUAAAACUUUUUUUGAACCGAAACAAUCGCUUUUUUCUCGUCAAAUUUCAUAACGAAGAACAGAUAAGAAAAACAAAUAAGACGUACAACAAGUUCCAUUGCUUUCACUUUUGAACAUAAUUGUUUUGAUUGCGUUUGAUAUAUUUUAAUGUGUUUCGACCAUUUCUUGAUUCGAGAUCUGAAUGGUUAAAAUCGAUGUCAGUUUAUAUAUUUGUUGUCGGUAAAUUUUCUUGAGUAACACAAAUUGCGUGAUGUUCAGUUUUUAGGCGAACCACAGUUCAGUGGACGAUAGUAUAAAUAUAACAACCUACGUGUAUAUUGAGAAUGAACCGGCGCUAUCACGUUGGUUUUUCGAGAGCCGCACAGAAAUUUACAGUCCUCCAAGGAGGACAUCUUUGCGACCGGCAUCAAGUAUCCGCCUUAGAGUAAUGUCCGUCUUAUUGAACGUCAACUAAAAGGAGGAAAGAAAGGCAGAGACCAACUCUAGCUGUCCGUUCUGACGAAGUGUUCGUCUUAUUGAGGUGUAGUCGACCGUGAAAUUAAAUUAAAUUACCUUUGAUUCAUAUUUCACAGUUUUUAUGGACUGAAGACUUGUUUCAGUUCAGCGCCCCAAAUUUUUGAUAGCGUCUUUUUUUCUGGAGAUGCCAAAAUUGAUCUGUAUGCUUCUUCAUCUCAUAAUAUGAUUUCGGAACCCAUUAAAAUGAUGGCUUUCCGGCUUGAGUUUUUUGUUCUGAAUCGUUCGUUAACCCUCGCUUUGAAUUGCUGCCAAGAAGAGUCGAAAGUUUUCAGCUCAAAACUUGCUUUCCGCAAGUCUACAACAACUAGAACCAUGUUAAGGUAGAAAGCAAAUGUAUGAUGUGGACUGAAAACCUUUGCUAUAAACUUGGUCUGAUGACCAUUAUACUUCAAAGGAAUCCUCUCUAGCUUGCAAGCUCUCCAGUGUAUUUUGUGUCUUUUAUCACAACAGCGACAAUUUUAUACUUUACUACUCCUCCCAUGAGGUAAAUCCUUGUUGGCUCCCACAUUUUGGGAGCCACGUGACCAGCCACAAACCAGGGUUAUUUCUCGAGGCAAGGGAGGGAACUCUGGGAACGAGGUUGAUCUGAUCCGCUGAGCGCCUGUAUUGUGGGCCCUCCAUUCGGCGCCAUUUCUCGCUAUUUGAACGCCUACAACAGGCGAGCAUUCAACUACAUUAAAAACCAGCGAGUAAAAACCUAGCUUUUAAGAACCUGUCGGGCUAAAAUUUGAGAUAGGUUCUUAUGUUCUAAAAUCUCUUUUAAAAAUAUUGCAUACACUUUGACAAAUAAGAUAAGUCAAACCUCAUUUCUACAUAAAUACUAAUUUGGUAUGUAAAUUUUAUAUAAGGAAUAAGUUGACUUCUACCAAAUACUCUCAUCUAUAAUGUAUUGUUUUCUUCAGAAAAUUUUGAACCUAUUUUAGAACCUAAAUAGCCCUAAUUUUUUUGCUCGUUCUAGUACCAUUUAUGUAAAGCCCCAUGCAAACGGACGCGACAUUGUCGGCCAACAACUCCCAACAUUGUUGGAUGUCAUAUAUUGCGUCCGUUUGCACACUCUGUUGCAUGUUGUUGGAUGUUGUAGCGCAAAGUUUGGGCCAACAAUGUUGGGAGUUGUUGGGCUAACAAUGUUAGGAGUUGUUGUAUCCGUUUGCACGUAGCUUAAGAACCUGUUUAGGCUAACUUGGAAAAAUGCAGGUUCUUACUCGCAGGUUUUUACUGAAUCUGUUUUUCAGUCAGUGAUUUUUUGAAAGAUAAAUUAAGAAUUUUUGUUUACUUUGGGCACACUUAGGGCUGCGAUUGUUGAUACGUUUGCUUUUGUAUCUUUCAGGCUGUCUAUCAAGAGUUGUGUAAAGAUUACAAGGUUGAGAUGCCUCAAAGUAAACCGCUAUCACCAGGAGAGAUUCUGGGAUGCACUGCUCCAAGGAUAAAUGACAAAGAUGCAUUUCUGUAAGAUAUGACGUUAAUACCUGCUGUGUUGAACUAUGCAGUGAACGUUGUUAAAGUAUAAUGACAUUUUCCAUUUGGUUUGCAAUGAAUUGUUUUUAUCGAUGGGUAUUGUGUCCGAUUUAGACCAGUUAGUGAAAUAUUAGAUUCAAUAAGGUCUCUUUUAAAAGUACAUUCCAUUUGACCGUGUGCCGUUUCAGUUAAAGAUCUGCUUGGUAACCUUUAAAACAGGGGUUGAUUUAAUAAAGCUUUUAUAAGUGUAAUUUACAAGUGCAGCUAUUGUUUUCAGACUCUAACACAAUAGCUACACUUGUAAAUUACACCUGUAUAAAAUUGACCCCUGCAGACAAAUGACCCCUGAAAGUGAAUGCACUUGUAUGCAGAUUGCAGACAUCGAUAAGAUUUCUAUAAAGAAUUUUAUUUCAAAUGUUUAUUUUGGCAUUUAAUUCCUGUAGUUAUCUUGGAGACGGGAGGUUUCAUUUAGAAGCUGUGAUGAUUGCUAACCCAUCCGUGCCAGCCUACAGGUUGGUAUUGGCAGUAUACAUAUCUUUACAGUGUAAGAUAAUACAAACAGUGGACACAAAUAGAGACAAAGUCCGACCAUGCAUCAGAUCCUUUACAGUAGCAAAUGUAACGUAACCCAUCGGAUUAGUUGGCUAAAAUGACAAAAGUUUUCUCCUGGCUAGUUUUAGAACGAUUUUCGUGUGACCUUGAAAAAUGGUGUUCGUUAUUUGCUUUACCAGCCAAUGGAUGAUAAGAUCAAAACACGGACUCUUCAUUUUCCCGCCAAAAAACCCUAAUAUGGAGAAGGUAUUGUUCGAUUGUCCAAUCGUGUUGCGGUAUGACGUCAAUGAGAAGUAUCCAUUGAUUUCUAGAAAAUUCUCGGGCAUUCAUUUGAGGGUCACACGAAAAUCGCUCUACCUCUCACUGGCAGUUGAAAAUGAGAAUCCCCAGUGGGUUUCUCAGGAUAUUGGAUUUGCCUUAUUUGAAGGCCGGAAUUCGGGAUUUUAAAGCAAAAUAGGGCGAUAUUCUGGAAUGAAAGUAUGCAAGGGAUGUGGGAUGCGGAGAAUAUUAACCAUCAGGAUUACGGGAUCUAGCGGAAAUUUGGGUUGGGAUGACGGAAUUAAUCGGAAAUUUGGGUCGAGAUUACAGGAUUGAGCGGAAAUUUGGGUGAAGAUGACGGGACUGAAUAAGGCUAUUGGAGACCUUUUGAUAAUGUGGGUGGAGACAUUUUGGUCAAUAGACCUUUCGGGCAUUGCGCUGAAAAUUUUACACAAUAUACAAGGCGAAGCCUCGUUUCGACUUACCGCUUUUUUCCGGUUCACCUGCGUGAAAGGUCUAUUACACAGCAUACAAAUUCCAAACAGCAAACGCUCUGUCAUGAAAGAUAUUGUUCAUCAUAGUAUGUGUACAAAGGGUUUUCUUUAUCGUUUGUCUGACCGUAGUCCGAUCAAAACCCGUCAACCAUGAGUGAGGUUCGUGAUACGCCAAUCAAUAGCAACCGUGGUGGUACUAAUAGUCCCAUUCAGCGGCAAAUCGACACUAUUCGCCUGAUGAAGACCUGCAGUACGCGGUCGAAACGUCUUGAUCAAUACCUAAGUGAUUAUCGUGCUUCAAAAGAUAAGCAAAGCGUGUUAAACAAUCGUUCUGUGAGAACAUUAUUUAUUUUUUUGGAUUGGAGGGGGCGUACGAAUUCGUGGGGGGUGCUUAUUUUCGGGCAUUUAGAGUAUUAAAAGAGCUAAAUUAAACCGAUAACAAAUUUAAACUACAAUCCUUUUCAUUUAUUUGUUGUUAAAUAUUUACUUAUUUAUUCACUUAUUUAUAUUUUCCCUCUAUUUUAGAUACGAUCCCUACAGUAAAAUAUUUUCCCGUGAAUAUUAUGAUAUCGAUGCUAUGUUCAAAGCAAGGAGAGACGCGAUAAAUGCUGCGUCCAAAGCCAGGAAAUUUGGCCUCAUUCUCAGCACCUUAGGAAGGCAAGGGAGUCCUAAGGUCUUGGAGGUAACUUGAGAAAUUGUAAUAGUUUCUUGUAAUCACUGAAGAACAAGUCAAAUACCUUUUUUUCCUUUUUUCGAUCACCACGUCUCAGAAUGAAAUGAUAGAAGCGUUUACUACUACCGUUUCUCUUUUACGACCCCUCCCCCAGGGAGUACUUCUCUAUAUAGUUGAUAUAGGUAUGUGCCACCCUCGAGGGUAUGGGUUUUGAAGGGGAUCGAUGUUUUCGGCCCCAGCAUUUUGAAUUUCCGAAUUUUCACAGUGCGUGGCACCACAGUGGUAGCCUCGGCAGAGAUGUCUGGUUAAAGAAAAGCUAUCUAGAUCUUCAGCAGUUUAAGCAGUACAAGCAUUUUAAGCAACUGGUAGAAAAUGUGUUUAUGCGAAUGCUAAUUUGCUUACAAGCAAAAAGACAGCAUUUUUAUCGCAAAAGUGAAAACCUGAUGUCUUUGUUGAUUUCUGGCCGCCACCAGUAUUGGUGUCUCAUGUUAGUUCACCAGCAUGGCGUCCCCAUACAAAGCUCUAUAAACUUGGGUUAAACUUUUCGGUAAACCAGACCUGAGACUUGGAUAUGUUGUAUAUUUAUGAGUCUUCUGUAACAUUACAUUUUGUUGGCUUCUUUCGUUCAACGGUUUCAAAGUUUAAUAUUUUUUCAUUGAGUGACAGUAAAAACACUCUAUAUGUUGUCAUCUUUGAGUAAGAGAAACCACUUGCUUAACUGUAGUAACUUCUGUAGUAACGACCUCCUUACUAGUCGUCCUUGGAUAGUUCGGAUGUGUCGUCGCCUCGACUGCGAAGUUGCAAAGUUACUACACGAGAAACCCAAGCACGCGAGCCGCGACAAGCGAGGGCUUCUUUUCUUGUCUGGUCCUAAUGCCUUAACAUAACGUCGUGGUUUGCAAUCGCGCUGGCUGAGAUAAAAACUAGACGGAUCUUAAGAGAAAAGGCGGACUGCAAGCAGUCUAGUCGUCGCCUGUCAAGCUUGGCGGGAGAAUCGCCCUCGGUUCCAAGCCUCCUAUGCUCACUAGGAUAGCGCGAAUUGGCCCUCUGAAGGUUUGUUGUGGAGAUAAAUGUAAUUUGCCUUUACUUACUUAAAUUUACAGAACUUGGAGCAAAUGUUUAAGAAGGCUGGACUUGAAUAUGUGGUGGUUUUGAUGUCUGAAAUUUUCCCAGACAAACUGCGAUUGUUUGAAGAUGUUGAUGCGUAAGUUCAAAAUCCUUGUUCUUUUGGCCUUUAACUGAACAUAUUCUUGAAGACUACAAGAAAAGUGGUCUCAUUUAUGUGAUUCUUGCCCUUAUAUUUUAGGUUCCGUUUACAUGGAAGGGUAACCGUCGUGUAAGGCCAUGUGAAAUGUUAGCUCUCCUUUUCGUAAAGAGGGUUAGCCAGAGGGCUGUCUUGCCCCUAACAUAUUUUAAGACGAAAAUUGAAAUUGAGUAAUUUUAAUUUUCAGAGGACAAAGACCUUGUACCAGAAUAAUUUAAAUAAUACUGCAUAAUUUUUAGUAUAUUUUUUAACGGCUAUAGCACCGAAGAAAAUUUCUUAUGAGAACCCGAGAAAAUAUAUGUCAAAUUUCACAAAAUGACAUCUUACACAUGACCUGUCUUUUCACAAUUCUUGUGAAAUUUGGCCUUCAAUUUCCUGGUGGAUCCCGUGUUAAUUUGAAUUUGACUGAUCCGUGAUCAGUCUACACAAGCUAAGUUUCCAAUCCUAGGAGGAUGAACCUACCUCAACAUUUAGCCUUCUAAAAGGGAGAAGAACACCCUAGCAAGCAGAUAGGAUACCCCUUCCCCGCUAGGGUAGCUUACCUUUCAUGUAUGCGAGUUUUUGAAACAGUAGGAGAGGAUCACAACCUUCAACAUCAAACGGGGUAUUAAACUGGAGCAGUUUGGAAACAACCAGAAACGAAGUUGGCUUCUUUACCCGUCAUUCAUUUUAUUUAUUCACUUUCAUCAGAAACUCAUGAGUUUCUGCUUUCAUUUAUUCUCAGCCCUCCGUUUGCUGGAAUGUUUAUUGGAUGGAAGCAGGAAAUGUGUAUGUGUCAGAACGGAGGGCGAGGGGGUGGGGCAAGAGCUCGCCCAUACUCUUCCUCUCUCCCCUAGCGCUUGUUUUGCUCUACUUUUCUCAAGUUUCCACAGAGAAAAUAGAGAGCCUAUGGACAGUCUAGAAACGGAAUUAGCGUUAAAAUAUUUCAGGAGACGUGACACGUAAUAUAAUGUACUAAACAACAGCAGACGAAGGACACACUUUAUUGCAUGCAAAGUUCUGUGGUUGUUUUUUAUUCUCACAAACACGUGUCAUUUUUUAGCUGGGUCCAAGUUGCCUGUCCAAGAUUAUCGAUUGAUUGGGGAUAUGCGUUUCCUAAACCUCUUUUGUCUCCUUACGAGGUACGUAACCUGCUCUUUUAUCCCCCCAAAAAUUAAGUUAUGAAGGACUUCCUGCUGUCAAAUACUUGCCAUAUAUAGUACACCCGCCUCGUUCCCGUUCCCUCGCUCUCACUCCUACUUGUCUACUUGUCCCUGCUCGGCAGGGAAGAGCAGGAGAUACCCUGGGAACGAGGUUGGAUGGUCACGUGGUCAUUAUGAUGUCAAUUUAUGUUCGAGUAAACCUGCGUAGCAAGCAUUUCCGUUUGGUUUCGGAGCAAAGAAAGACCGAGGAACGGGAUUUUCGGUUUUGGCCGAGCGAGAAAUGAAACGAGAACCAAAAAAUGAAAGAGGGGGGAAGUGUCCUUCCUUUCUUCCUGACCCCUCCCCUCUUACUCGCGCCAUUUUUCGCGAGGUCUUUGACUCUCGCUCCUCGUUCUUUGCUCCGAAACAGAACGGAAACGCUUACUACACAGGCUAAUGUUCGAGUAUGUUGUGAAGUUUUGGUUUUUCCUCGGCCGCAUUAAAACACACAACACGGCCAGCCUGCAAUAAAGCGGCCUCUCAGUGCUGCCUUUCGCUGAAACGUUUCUCGGUCGUAUCAGCGGGUUUUGCCACAUUUUUCACUUUAAAUAACGUAUCAAAAUGUUUCAACGGUUUCGAUGGGCGCCGAAAAAUCCAUUUGUAUGUAGACGAAAGGAAAACUUGACAAGAACACUGAGAAAAUUCGUUCUGACGAAGAGCUAGCGCCCGAAAUCGUCAUGUAUGAAUCAGUCGAUGGAGUUGAUAAAACUUCUUAUUAUAUAAACACCAAUGAAAUACCAGGUGAGCUUUCGCGCGAAAACAUGAUAUCUUCACAUGUGAAAAUAACAUGUUAUCUUCACAUGUGAAAAGAUCACCGUUGCGAUGGCUACAUAAUAGAUCGCGCCUUUCCUAGGAAAAAACUGUUUCAUUGAAAUGGUUUGGUAUUUCAUUGGUGUUUAUAUAAUAAAUAGAACAUUACAUUAUCGCUUGGAGAUACGAAAUUUCUCUUCUCGUGUUGAGAAUAUUUCACUCGUUCGCUGCGCUCACUCGUAAAAUAUUUUUCAACACUCGAGGAGAAAUUUCGUAUCUCCGCGCGGCCAUGUAAUAUCCUCUAUUUAUUUGCCACUUUAGAAACGAGAAGAGGACUGGAGCCGAAAUGUAUCCCGCAAUUGUUUCUGGGAUCGUUGCUGGUGAGGCACCGGUACCACCGCGGUCAAACGUCUAAAUCGUUAUUUUUGUUUUUUAUUGCUGGGAUUUCAUUUACCAGUUAGAGAAAAAUGGGCAAAGAUGUAUAAAUCAGUUAGUCAACAUAACUAUCUUUCCAUUUUUCUCAAAAUUUUGAGCUUUUUUCGCUGAAAACGCUUCGCGCUAAAAGAGAAUCAUGUUUGAAAAUGGCGCCCAUAAUAACGUCAGCAUCGGUUUUUAAUCACUUAGAACUUUUUUAGUAAACUUUUAAAAAGUUUAGUAAACUAACAGGAUGUUGGUAAUACCCUAAACUUUCGAUAGUGAAAGUAGCAACCUUAACUUUCAAGUAUUUCGCUUGACUUUUGCAAAUUUGACUCGUUUGACCGCUGUGAAGGCACCGGUCAAUUUUGUCUAGUAGCAGUCCCAGAAGUCUUUGCAGAAGUUAACUCGGCCCAGUCUCCUCCUCGUUUCUAAAGUGGCGAAUUUCACUUUUAUUUCACAGGUGUCAGUUGUAUUGCAACAGAUUGAAUGGCAAAGGGAUUACCCAAUGGACUUUUACGCGAAUGCAAGUCUUGGAUCGUGGACUGUGAAUAACGAAGUCAACAGACAAGCUACUGUUAGUAGGAGAAGGAAACAUUUACAAACUGAAAAACUGACUUCUGAAGAAAAAGGAACAAACGUUGAGAGCAAGGACGACUGCGGUGGAGAACGCAGCGAUUGUUGUGGUAAAUGUCAUCAAGAAAAUUCACAGAAGUUAAACAAAACGGAGAAAAUACAUCAGUAG